AGUGCGGGAGCGCAAGGAGGUGGCGCCGCCGCCGCCGCGCAGCUGGGAGCGUGGCAGGCCUUAAAAGAGGCGGGGCGGCGACGGCAGCGGCAAGUGACGGAGCAGUAGCAGCAACGCAGCGAGGACUACAGCAGCCGGCAAACUUUGCCUGCCGGGACCUGCCUGGCGGAGAGGACCCGCGCAGAGGCGGAGUCUGGCGGCGGCGGCGGCGCGCGCGCCACGGGGGAUGAAGCUGCUGCUCCUGGCUUGGCGGCCACAGGCUGAGCGAGCGUAAGAGGCUGGCCAGGCAUUGCAGAGGCUGCGGGCGGCUCGGUGCGCAGCUGCUGCGGGCCGGGGGAAGAGAGAAACACCGGCGGCGGCGGCGGCAGCGGCGGCCCCAGCACCACCAGCAGCAUGACGCGCCCUCCUCCGCUCCUGCUCCUUUCGCUGCUGCUGCUGCUUCGAAUCCCCGGGCCGUGCUCCGGGGAGCGGAGCAACAGCGCCCUGGAGGAGAUCGCCACGGAGAAAGAAGCCGAGGAGAGCCACCGGCAGGACAGCGUGAGCCUCCUGACGUUCAUCCUGCUGCUCACGCUCACCAUCCUCACCAUCUGGCUCUUCAAGCACCGCCGCGUCCGCUUCCUCCACGAGACCGGCCUGGCCAUGAUCUACGGUGAGGCUGGGGGUGCGCGCGCGCUCUCUCUGUGCUUUCUGGUUCUGGAGGAAGGAGGAAGGAGGAGAAGGGCAGGGAUGGGGAAAGAGAUGGGUGUGUGCGCGCGAGAUAGAGAUCGCCUUUGAUGCAAGCGCCUGCCGCGAACAAAGGCUUGUUAGCACACUUGCCUCAAAUCCUGUAAGCAGCAGAGGGAGUGUGUGUGUUUGUGUGUGUCUUGCAAGGUCCUUCCGUUCCUCGCCUUGCUUUUUCUCUCCUUCAUAUACGACGACACAAAACUCUUCCGUAUGUUGCGCGCGCGUUUGUGUGUGUCUCCCCCGCCCCCCUCCAUCGAAACCUUAUUUAUUUGUGGAAGCGCCAUGAAUGUCAAGGCGAUUUGCUAAUUCCACCAGCCCUUGGCUGUGGAGGCGGGAGGAGGAGAAUUUGCAUUAGAUUCCAAAGGGGCGGGAACAGCGACUGUGCCUAUGGCAAAAGGAUGCUCUAUGGAGGUCAGGGUGGGGGGGUACAUGGUGGGGUAUUAGAUGGGCGAGGAGGCAUUUGCUCUGGUUGCUUGGGCCCCCCCCCCAUCGUUUCUUUGCCUGGUGGAUGCGACUCCAUUCCUCCUCUGCUUUUUUCGUCUGUGUCUUCAGAUAUAUGGUUGUUUUGUGGUGUCUUGCUGGCAUCGUUUUCUCAAGGCCCAGGGUCUGGAUAAAUGCAGAUGCACAUGUGUGAGCCUCUUCUCAAGUCAAACCUGCACCUCCUUGAAGAAGAAUGAGCAUCCCUCGAAAUGUGUGCAAUUAGCCAGGCCUCUGCUAUUUCCUAAUUCAGCGUUUCCAAGCUAAUGGGGGAACAGAAGGUCAAAUUGCUUUGGGCAUCAUCUGUUUUCUCUCUCUAUACACACCACCAUAUAUACCACUAUUGUAAGAGGCAAAUUAUGUAAUGUGCAUUUCAGAGAGGGCUUUUAGCCCUCUCUGAAAUGCACAUUACAUAAUUUGCCUCUUACGAUGGUGGUUUGCAGGCUUGUUUAGGGUCAUAGGGAGUGGGACAGAGGCCAAAUGUCAGUUGCUUUUUACAUAAUGGAAAAAAAUAGAGAUGUAAACUAUGUUUUCGUGUCGCUUUUCUUAAUGGAGAUACAUUAUUAUGACAUGCUGAAAUGUCCCGUGAGGAAACCUUCAGGCCUUAUUUGAAUGCUGCUCGCUAAUUGAACUGGUAAUGUGCAUGGUGGUGCAGAAGUUAAAUUUCUGUACGGUAAACAUUUCAAUUGUAGUCUUGACAGCAAGAUUCUGUCAUGUGCUACUUUUGGAUUACCCUUUUGGAUUCCCUUAUUUUUUACUGGGAAUAAACUGGGCAUAAUUUUGUUGUUCUUGUUGUUGUUAUUGUUAUCUUGGACUCUGUACAGGAAGACUAGACACAUCUUUAAACAUUCAUGCUCUUUAGCUGGAAGCUUGGCUGCCUGCUAGCUUUGUGUUUUUUGUUUUUUUAAUCUUUGGCCCUUGAUGCUUCCUGGCUCCCUCCUGAUUGUGCUGAAACUCUGCACCAGGAAAGGUUACCCAAUGCACUUUAAAUCCUUGUGUGUGGUCAUGUGAUGAAAUUAAGUAAAUACUGGUUUGGAGCUGUUCCAUUUGCUGCUUCUUUUAUAUCAGAUUUCUAAAAUGGUUCAAAGUUGCAAUGCACAGAUGCCAUGAUCCCUGACUUUAGAUCUGAUUUUUAUAUCUUUUGCACUAUUAUUGUUCCCUGUUGUUGUAUUUACUUGGGUUUCAUUCUGCUGCUGUGCUUUAGUCUGUUAGAUGUUACGUUUGUGUUUAAUUUGGACAUUGUUAUGAUCUUAACUUUUCUGUAAGCUGCACAGAGAACUUGUUCUUUUUUUCUUUUUUUUGCUAAGUACUGUAAUUAAAUGAGAAAAGCUUGCCCUUUGAAAGGUUUUGGUGGUGGAAGAUCAAAGCAAAAGUACCAUACAUUUGUUCCUACUAUCUGAUGUGGCACAGAACUGGGGAAUUGUGAUCAGCUCAGUAGCCACCAGAUUUGAUUAAUGACUGGUGCAGAGGACUGCAUGUGUACCUACACUGACAUAUAUAUAACCUUGUGCUAUUUUCCUUUUGCAUCUUCAAUAUCAUAGCAAUUCUUAAGUGUUCAGAUUUUGAUCAUAGGCAGAAGUGUUGAUUCUCAAACUCUGGGUUUGAUUACUGUAUUUGGUUCUUCUUUGCUGGUAAAAAAAUGAAAUCUAAAAGGGCAUAAUGUCUGCUCAACAUUCCAUGGUGCAGAUGUUUAUUCUGGUAAGGAAGUGCCCAUGAAUGUUUGCACUGGGCAAAAAGCAACCGUUUCCUCCACUAUAUUCAACAAAUCCUUAAAAGUUAAAACAGUUGAAAAGCAAUGGGAUUUUCUCUGCUGAGGUUUCUCAACCUCUGACAAUCUUCUUAGUCAUUUGUUCCCUGCUGCAGUGCUGUGCUGUUGUAAGUCUUUUUUUUUUUUUAACACCCUGAACACUUGGCAGUAAAGAUAUGCAAAUGUUUCCUGUGUGCUGCAAUCUUGUGCAUGUCUACGCAGAAGUAAACCUCACUGAGUUUAAUAGGAAUUUCUCUAAGGAAAGCAUGUAUAGGAUUUCAUUCUUAGCGUAACAGCUUGCAUUUGCAUCAUUUUCCAGACCAUACAAAAUCAGUUUCCAUAAGUUAUGGGUAUACAUAAGAAACAUCCACAUACUUGACCUGGAUGUGGAUGAUAUAUACACUCUCACCAUGGGACAUUUGUCUCAAUAAUAGGUUCUAUGUUGAUUUUUAUAUUUAUAUAGAAUGGUUUUUUCCUCAAUUCUUGAAGCUAAAUGCAUGGAAUACAAAACAGACUAUUAUAGGAAGUAUAACAUAUGUUGGUAGGUUCUAUGUACUUAAAAUCUCAAGAAUCUUUUUUUGCGUGUGUCCAUCAAUAAAUAUAACAUAGCGUUUAUUGAGAUAAAUGGCAGGCUUUUUUUUUAAAGAAAAUUUUAAGACGCAAAGGUCUGUUUUGUUUCACAGAGUGCACAUAGUACUGUAAAGUUACAUAAGCAAAAACACAGAACCUUUCCCUGAGUUGCUUCCAAACUGACUUGACAGUGAAGAAGACAGCAGAAGGAUAGAGGAAAGUGAUCUGGUGCAAUUAUACACACUUAAGCUCUGUUCAGUUAAAAAAUAGGAAUUAAGGGAUUAAUCUAAAGGCUCGCUUAAUUUAUGAAUUCUUUCCUACGAAGCAUCUCGGAAGCAACAUUGCAGUACAUUAAAAACUCAUAUGAAACCAUAGCACACGUAAAAUAAAAGGGAAAAAAGCUAUUGCAUAUAGAAGCAAUUUCAUGUCCAGUGUAGAUACCGACCGAGAUAGAAAUCUCCACUUAGAAGGUCUCUUGAAAGAGAGAUGUCUUCAACAGAUGCCAAAAAGACAACAGAGAUACGCCUGUCCGGUAUGUAACGCAUGUGUAGGUGCCUACACACUAAAAGCUUGAUUUUUGACAUAUGGAAUGGACCUCCUGAUAAGAUGGUAUCUGCAAGAUGAGACUUAUGUGGCAAAGUUGGGCUUUGAGGAGGGGUUUGAAAGAAAAGAGAGCUGGUGCUAUCUAUAAGUAGGGGAUAAAAUUGAAGUGUAAGAGACAGCAAAAAAGCAAGGGAGAAUGAAUGCUGAUGAGGAAGACUUACCAAUCUGGGUAACAGAUCUAGGCUGAAGUCCUGUAUUAGCUUACUUGAGAGUAAGCCCAUUGAAUUGAGUGGGACUUAUUUCUGAGUACACACGUAUAGGAUUUCGCCGUUAACUAGGAUUGUAUAGUAUUUAUCCAAUCUUACAUAUUGCUCCAGUCUUGUAUAAAACAAGAUAGUAAAUACUUGACUAUUUAUUUUUGGUAAAACUUUGGCAGUAAUGUUGUUUGUAGCGUUUAAGCAAUGGCUAAACCAUUGUUAUGAUUUAGACAGGAAGACUUUAGCACUAAGUCAGUCUUCUUUACAGCCAUAUAACAUUUAUUGCUGGUGUUUAGUUGUAAGCAGUCUCAGCCGCUCUUUAUUUACAUUUCAGGGACUUAACUCUACUUCCAAAAAGCACAGAAAAGCAAUACUGAAGACAACCCAUUGGCCUUGUUAUUUCAGCACUGCACUAGGAAAAUCUAGCCUUCGGUGUGGAACAUAGAAUAUGUCAAGCCAGUUUGGGAAUACUGUUAGUUCUUUCUGCGUCAUGUGUAAAUUGCCCAAUCACUGUGUGAGAGGAGAAAAGGGGAUUUCCGGACUUACUUGAAAGAAAUUUUAAAGUAAAUUAAUUAAACACUCAGGUUUUUUUUCUAUUUCUUUUGGUAAUCAAAUUUAGUAACUGCUGUUAAAGCUGUUUCAUGCUCAUUUCCCAUUGCAGGUGUAACUUAUGCAUGAAAGAGUAUUCAUCUUUGUAGGUAAAGGAAACACACCUUUGGGGAGGGGGGUGUUUAUGAAAUGGGACAAGAGUAACUUGUCUCGUGGUCAUUUUGCUUAGACUCCCAUGUGAGUCCAGAGUUUAUUAUUUAAAACGCAACGAACCUGAAUGGUGGGAGAAUAAGGAUGGAUGAAAAGAAGUGCUUUUUCACACGGCUGGUAGGUAAACUAUGGAAUCUGUUAGCUCAAGACACGGUGAUGAUUACCACCAACCGGGUCAGUUUAAAAGGGGCUUAGACUCAAGGAGGUGAAAGCUAUCAAUGGCUACCAAUCAUGAUGGCUGUGUACUACCUCCAGGGUCAGAGGCUGCACCCCUCUGAAUAUCAGUUAUUUUAUUUAUUAUAUUUUAUGUAUUUGUUGUUUUCCACAGAAGUGUUUCAAAGUGGCUUUACAAUGUGCUGUAAAAACAACAUUAACAUAACGCAGGGGUCAGCAGCCUAAGGCCCAUGGGCCACAAGCAGCCCAUGGGGGUCGUUUAACCGGCCCCUGGACCCCUGCCAGCCGCUCGGUCAGCUCCCGUGCGCCCCGCUAAACUGGCGCAGAGCAGAGCGGGGACCGCCUUCCGCUACUCUGUCCGGCUUCCCAUUGGCUGCAGGAAGCUCCUGCAGCCAAUGAGAAGUUGCACAUGCCUCCUCUGCACUGGAAGGAGCACUGGAAAUAGUGUUUGCACAUGUCUGUGCGCGCACUCUGGCCCACUUUGGCUUCUGCGGGACUAUGAACCAGCCUAAGCGACAAAAACCUUGCCGACCCCUGACAUAAAGUGUAAGAACAAAUAAAAAUAAACACAGUAAGGCUUCUGUCCCUAACCCGACUUACCUGGGAGGAAGCCUUAAGCACUGCUCACAUGCUUUCAAGCCUAUCUGUACAGCUUAUAAAGGCUAGAAUUCGAUCUACAUUUCUUCAUUCUUUUUUAAAAUGAACCCUGAGAUUCUUGAGAUGCUGGAAUACGCGUGGAGCUGGCCAAUAAGACAUCUUGUUUCUAUUCUUUUUUUUUAUUAUGUAUUCUGAGUUGAUCAUGGUGCUGAAUUCUGUGCCCCAUGCAAAAUGACCAGUGUGACCCUGCCAGCCCCUUUGCUGGGUUCCUUUGAGACUUUUUAUGAUUCUGCAUCAAUAAAACCCCACCCUUGGUUCCUGAGGAUCAGUAGUGGAAGGGAAUUGUUGCAGUUGAGGUCCCCGCUUGUUGACUUCUCAUAGGCCUCUGGUUGGUCACUGUGGUAAACAGAUUGCACACUGGGGCAAAAUAAAUCUUAAUUUCACACAUACACUCAUGAGCGUCUGAACUGUUGGAGCACAACCUUGGGGUUGUAGUGGACAGCUUGAGGAAGAUGUUGGUCCAGUGGCCCCGUUGAACACAGUAUGUCUUCUUUUGAGUAAACCUGUUUUGCAGUGCAAUCCUACAAAAUAAUUUGAAGUUUUUCAUCUUUAACAGCAUUGCCAUGGCAACCUUAAAUAGUCCUCAGUUCUUAAACUAUUUUGCUUGGCAGUUUGAUUUUUGUUAACAGUGUUAAAAUCCUUCCUACACUUUUGUAAAUGAGAUAACUACAAAAGUAGCAUUGCCUAGAACAAGGAACUAAAGUUCUGUGCCAGUUCUGAGAACUCUAUUAGAUAUGUGGCAAGAACUUUAGUUCCUCAUGAGGAAAUGAUCGCAAUGAAAACACAGUUUUGGUUUCUUGUGAAGGCAUGCCUUAAUGUUGCACUCCUUCACCCUCUAUCAGAAACUGCAUUUAUUAUUAUUUUAAUGUUACCUGUAUGAAUUAGGGUGGUUUAAGGCAAAAAUGAUCUGCUAGGGGGUAAGUCUGGUCCCCAGCAUCACCACAAAAUUUUGUCAAGGUGUGGCAGAAAUUCCUUAUAGUGUUGCUCUUAAGGAAGACAGGAUAAAUAUUACAAGUUUGAAAAAAAUAAAUGAAAAUAUAGUUAGAUAAAUAUCAUUUAUAAUUUUUUUUAAAAGGCAUUUUGUUCUAGAAUACAUUUCUCCUUGAAUUCUCUACUGUGGUUCCAACUUUAUUAUGAAGUCAAACCGCUUUUAAGCUGAUCAACUGAUGUGACAAAAUAUGGUUCUUGAAUGAUUGUCAGGAGGGUAGAAUGGAUAUUAGAAGUUGGCUUCUUGUGGUUUAAGAUAAAUGGAAGACAGAAACGAUUGGUCUGAAUAUCUUCCAGUUCUUGUUUGUCUCUUGUCACUAGAUAUUUGAUGCUGGUGCAUGGGCGCAUUUAAAACUUUUAUGGGUAACUGGAUCUUGAGAAGCUGAUGAAAUGCCUACGUUUGAGGGACAAGGAAAGACUAUUCCAAUAGCGGGGUCAGUUUUGUCCAAACCUUUUUGCCUAGGAAACUUCCUAGCUUAUUUAUUUUGGAUUUCAUAAAAUUUAUACAACACUUGAUUGUAAAAGCGAAACGGAACACCCCUCUCAAAGCAGUUUAAAAACCUCAAAGUGUUUUUUAGCUGACUCCUGACAGCAAAAACUGUCUUGAUUCCUUAUGCUGCAUUUUGAUCCCCAAUAUCGCUAACAUCCACUAGUCAUCCUGACUGUAAAGUUUAAAAAGCAGAAGCAUGAAUAAACCAGAUAACUAAGUAAGACUGCUGCAGUGUGUGUCUGUGGGGAAGCUACUAAUUGUGGUUUGUUGGUGUCGUUGUCGGCUGGAGGAAACAUUGAGUGAUGUUCCGUACUUUUCGCUUUGGUGGUUGAAUGAAUCUCUGCUUGGAUAAUUAUUUGCUCCUUUUUCAUACAAAAAAGCUAUUUACAGCUUCUCAGUAAGCAACAACUUAUUUUUGUCAGAUAGAAAAUCAACCAUCGGGUUCUCUUGAGCCACUGAGCAAACACCAGUCAGACACCAAAUGAUCAGCUCUGGUUUCAGUGCUUGAAGUUACUUGUAGUAGAAGUCUUAAAGUUCAUAUAUAUAUGGCACACUUUUGCAGAAACAUUGACACACCCUUUCUGUGGCCAUGCCCCUUGAGGAAGUGGUGAAUAUGUGUACAAUAAGAUCACAAAACAGUACCAAAAAAAAAGUGAUAGGCUGUUGCUUGUAGGGCCUGUAUUAUGGUCAGGGACUGGACUGAGGAGGAAUGGUGGGAAUCGCGUGCCCCCCUUUAUCUGAACUUUCACAAGGGCAGAAGGACAGUAUUGAAUUAGAACAGUGGUUUGCAGAGGGACGUAGUCCAGAGGGGAAAAGCUGGGAAAUACUGGGUGAGGAGCAGCUAGAAGAAACAACACCAGGAGAGAGACAGCUGGCAGAUUCACUGUCCUUGGAAAGCAUUCCUGACCCCCCCCCCACCAUCGCCUAAGACUAGAAGGGCUCUGAGAGUGAUAGAACAGAAAGCGCAGCGGCAACAGGCUCAGAUUACCUGACAUAGGAGUGGCAUAGAUCAGGGGUCAGCAAACUUUUUCAGCAGGGGGCCGGUCCACUGUCCCUCAGACCUUGUGGAGGGCUGGACUAUAUUUUGAAAAAAUAAUAAUGAACAAAUUCCUAUGCCCCACAAAUAAACCAGAGAUGCAUUUUAAAUAAAAGAACACAUUCUACUCAUGUAAAAAUACGCUGAUUCCCAGUCUGUCCACGGGCCGGAUUUAGAAGGCAAUUGGGCCUGAUCCUGCCCCCAGGCCUUAGUUUGCCUACCUAUGACGUAGAUUAAUGAGGAUGGAGGGGGUGGACCUUUACUGGGAGCAACGCCAUUUCUAGAGAGAGAGGCAUUCCUUUGUCUCUCGCUGUGAUUAUUAAAGAAACUAUCUGUAAGAACGCUCCUUUUGUUUGAUCUGCUAAUUUACUGCCACCGCGGGAGGGAUCCAGUUCCCCGAAGCCUGACAGUUAUUCUGUUUUUUGAGCCCCUUUCAAGUGGGUUGUCUGCCACAGCAUGUAAAGCUAUACCUGUGUAUGAAUGGAGUGCGCCUGGUGUGUGUGUGGGAGCUUUAGAUUAUUCCCUUUUUGUGCAGAUUUUGUUUAGCGUGUGGACGCUGCACAAUGCUAUGCAGCAUGUGGGAUUGGCCUUGGAAGACCCUGCUUAUGAGUCUGGCAUUGGUGGGCACAGAGAAUAAGCCUUUUCCAUAGUAGUUUCAUGCUUGUGGAAUUCUCUCCUAGUGAGGAGGAGAUGAUGAUGAUGAUAUUUACAUGCCACCCUGGGCGGCUCUAAACAAAGUAUUAAAAGCACAGUAAAACAUCAACCUUUAAAAACUUCCCUAAAUAGGGCUGCCAAUAAUAAUAAUAAUUUUGUGUAGCCCCUACUUGAACAUAUUCUGUAAGCUUCUGGGGGGGAAAAUUCAAACUGCCUUUGGCUGAUUAAUAUUCCACAGCCUUUUAAAUGUGUUUGUGGGAGGGGGUUUAUUGUUUUGUUGAUUUUCUUUCACUAUUUAUUUGUGCUUUUACCUUGUGCUUUUUUCCUGUGAACCGCCCUAAGAUCUUGUGAUGAACGGUGGCAUAUAAACUACAGAACACCACAUUAUUAUCAUUUAUUAGGUUUAACUGCUGCUAUUUUUAAUGGUGUGCAGUUUUAGGUUUAUAUAUCUUGCCGGUAUUGCUCCACUGAAUUGUGUCUUGAAUUUUGUCUUGAAAGGUAGCAUAUAGGUUUUCUAAAAAAAAAAUAGUGGUUCCCUGCAAAGCUGUGCUGAUUGGCAUGAUUUCCAAGGAUGAUUUAGCACAUGUGUAUGCCUGUUGAGUCAAUAUAGCUGCCUGCCUGCCUGCUUCCCAUGGUUUGUUCUGACAGGCCUAUCGGCACAACACUUACUUGAACUGAUUUGCUUCCAUUUCUCUUUUCGCUGCAGGUCCUCAGUAUGCACUUUGCUGGCGAUAUCACACCCACAAUAGACCAAUGCACAGAAGCUUGCACGCUUCAUAUAAGGGUUAGGUAAGUGUGAAUCUUUUCGCCAAUAUUGUAUUUUUUUCGCCUGCCUCAAUAUUCUUAUUUUAUACUUGGGUCUUAUAAAAUAAGAAUAUUUUAAAGGAAAACAUGCCAUAUUGAACAGCAACAAAGACCGUCGUCUUGUGUCCGUGAACAGGCUUUUCUGUCAAUUAUCCGGAGGGAUAUGAUGUCGCCAGCAGAGUGCAUCUGGGCUUGGACUGGCCAAUCACUUGACAGCUGAAGGUUAUGCCGGGCUGUCACUUUUCCUGGAUCUUUUUUUUGGGGGGAAAGAAUUUUUUGGGGGUUGGGAAAGGUAAGUAGCUAUUCUGAAAUGUUGCUGGAACAUCAAGCUGCUAGCAGUUCGUCUCUCUGCUGGCAAUUACUUUGCUUUGCAUAUGUUUGUAAUGUGUAUAUAGUUUGAAUGUAAUACAGUAUCCUGAUCCAAGGACAUGGAAUAGAAUUAGAAACUCAGUGCAAAAGGCAGGAUUCCCAGUCCUCUAACAUGCAUAAUAGGAACAGGUAGGCACCUGCAAGAGAGAGAGAGAGAGAGAGAGAGAGAGAGGAAAGGUAGAAGAAAGAGUGGUUAACCAUUCUUCUACCACCUGGCUUUCCUCUGCAACAUUACCUUUCUUUCCAGGAUAUGUUUCCUUAUUUGUCUAGAAAAUCCAGUCCUGCAAUCAGGUUUGGGAGGAAAUGGUGGGAUGGGAGGGGUUGGCAAGGGAAAAUUGGUGGAUGGCAGGAAGCUUAAGAGCUCUCUGCCUAUACAAUGCUGCAGAUUCUCCCACCCACACCCUGCUAUUGCUGCUUUGCAUGUUUGAGGCAGGUGCACGAUGGGGAAUUCUUCACUGGUUGCCAAAUCAUCUAGCCCAUGUCUCCAUUUAGCUGGAGUAUGGACUUGUGCAACUUCUUUUUCUUGAGAAAUGUGUCAUCAGCAUUCAAAGCCUGGGGGAGUUUCAGCAGCAGCUUGGGACAUGGAGUAUGGUGUUGGCAUGCGCAAAGUCAGAGAUCCGACCUAGAGACUGGCAUAACUGGAAAUCGGCGAGAGGAUAUGUAAGCUUGGCCAAGGAUGGGAAACUUGUGGCUUUUCUAGAUGUUGCUAGACUCCCGAGUACUGAAAUAUACGCCGUAGCCAGUGUUCGAAUUUCGCCAGGCGUAUUUUGCACCUGGAUGUCAGCCACUUGCGACCAAGUGAAGAUGACCAGGUGCCAGGAUGAUACAUAACGUCUCCACCGUCUGGAGGUGCAUGCCUGGAGAUCCUUGGAUCUUGACUAUUUUCACACACUAGCAACACGUCCUGUAGAAUUCUACCCGUUGUAUUUAUCUGCACAAUCAGAAUGAAUUUCAGGAGCCAAAAGGACAAAUUGAAAAAUUCGACUUUGGAGCCGUCUGCCCAAAAAUGGAAACUAGGCAUUCCAUUUUGGCGACUGUAACCCUGGUUUAAGGAGCCAUUUGAUGCCUAGCUUAAAUAUCUCAGUUUCUAACACUGACUGCAGCAUGUCACUAAGCAGCCCUGUCUUUCUUUUGGAAUCGGUUUGUGACAGAUCGACCAAAACUUUUGCAGCUAUUGGAUUGCAACAAUCACCUGUCAGAAACCUUUGACGAAUAGUUGGGGGGAGGGGGGUAAAGGCAGGAAGAAGAGACCACUUAAAUGCAGAAGUAACUGGCGUCUUAUUACCAGUGAAAUUAUGGCGUUUACAUUCCCACCCCAGCCCAGCCAGAGCACUGGCUAUUUUAAGAGUGCUAGUACAGGAAACAUCUCUAGAGUGCUGCUCUGAAUGGCUGCUUUUCAUUGGUUCCAUUUGGCCAUCUAGGGAAAGAAAGCUUCCAUUGAUGUGAAGAGCAUCUGUGAAGGAUGAAGUGCAAGUAGGAAUGAUGGACUCUGGCGCUAAUGAAAGGACAAAUUGUCUUGUUGGGCAUUUUCAUUGGCAAUAUCUUGGAGUGUGCGUAUAGGCAUAAAGUGUUGAUGAUGAUCUUGGAAACCAUUUGAUACAAUAAGGAAUAAUUUUGGUGCAUUUUGGAGUUGUUUUUUAAUUUUGCAAGGAAGGGAAAGCCAACUCAGUGUUAGGGUGUGCAUGGUAUUAUAUCCCCACCCCCACCCCAUUUCCACUGAUUUUUGCCAUUUAGAUGGCACAUGUAAAGCUACAAAUAGAUUUUGGCUGGUUUCCUAGGAACUGUGUGAAAUGCAACAUAAAUAAGGUCUGCACAAAGCAGAACAUGUUAUGAAACAGUUAUGAAUCCUAAUACGUGGUACAGAUUGAAGCUACGAUGUGUAUUGGAGAAAACAAAUAAACUUUUUUAUUUGUUUCUAUUUUCAUAAGCAGUUAGGAAAGAAAUACUAGUUAUUAUUCCCCCUCUUUCAGUCUGUGUUAGCCAGAUGGAAGCAUAUAGUAACAGUUGUGUGUACAGAGUUGCUAUUUCUGUCUCUUAGCGUUACUAGAACAACAGCAUUUCCCCCAUUUUGGAGACUGACACAGGAAAAGGCUUGAAAAUACUGAAAACAACUCUGUGUACAGUGACAGUAAGACGGUAACCAACUUUUAUGAAGCCAUCUUUGGUGCAGCCUUUUUUAAAAAUACAGUGGUACCUCUGGUUACGAACUUAAUUCGUCCCGGAGGUCCGUUCUUAACCUGAGGUACCACUUUAGCUAAUGGGGCCUCCUGCUGCCGCCAUGCCACCGGCGCACAAUUUCUGUUCUCAUCCUGAGGUAAAGUUUUUAAGCCAAGGUUCUACUUCCGGGUUAGCGGAGUCUGUAACCCAAAGUGUUUGUAACCUGAGGUGUUUGUAACCCGAGGUACCACUGUACUGUGUAUGGAUGGUAUCUCUCAAAAAAAGCAUCAAGAGGUUUGAGUAUCUUGGGUACAUCUGAAGACUUCUUCGUUUUUGUCAGCCUGGUGACUAACAGCUUGCAAGCAAUGUGCAAAAGAGUGGCUAGAGCGACUUCCCUUUGUCUUUCCUCUCUGCCAAGAUCAGAAUCUUAAGCCAUUGCAUGGCCUUAACCGGCAAGAGCAAAAGCGCUGUUUCAUUCAGUGAGAACUUGCAGAAUUCACUGCCACCAGUUAUGGUGGGGUGACCACCAUACUUAAAUGGCCUUAAAGGGGAAUUAUAUUCUGGUCCUGGGUGGGGUUGUACUAAACAUGCCGUUUUGAGGGAGUGCUCCUGGACUUGGUGCCAUCUGUGGAGCUGCAGAUAAUGUCAGUGGCCGAAAGUUCAACUGUGGUGUUAUCUUUCUUCAGUGGUACAUGCUUUGGUAACAUCCUGACUAGAUUACUGAAGUGCACCCUGUACGGGCCUGCCCUUGAAGACUGUUUGGACACUUUAAUUGGAACACAAUGUGGCAGCUAGAACAUUUGUUAGGAGCUAGGCAUUACAAGAAUAUUACAGCUAUUCUACAUCAGUUAUAUGGGUCCUGGACCAUUUUAAGGUGCUAUUAGUCUGAAGCACUGCCUCAUCUGUAACAUUGGCAUCUCAGGCCCUGUUCUCAGUUCCACCAAUGAGUUCUGUCAGAUUGGCAGCUACAAGGGACAGAGCUGUCUCUGUGAUGGCCUGUCACUCAUGCAACACGCUCCCUGGAGAUCUAUGUAUGACUACCUCCUCGGUGUUGUGCUUUCAUUAUUAUUUCAGCCUGUAUAUGGAUAAUUUUUUGGAGCAGAGUCUUAGCAAAUGUGCAUCUGUUGCUAUUUGUUUUAUUUAUUUGAAGCAUGUCUGAGCCGCUUAAUAUUUUAAAAUCUCUGAUGCAGUAUUUAAUCAUACAACAGAAAAACAGUGAAGCAGCACCGUAAAAAACAGAUGCCACGUUAGAAACCAGUAAAGCAUUGCUAUUAUUAUAGGACCCUGGCCCAGUCCAGUAACGUAACUAGACUAAUUUCAUAUAACACAUUGUUUUGGUUUGAGUUAAGAUUGUUUACUAUUUUCAACUACACCCACAGAGCACCUACUGUUAAAAUAGCAUUAUUUUAACUAUGAUUAUAACGCUGGAAGUGCCUUGUAAGUGACUGACACACUCUCUUGGGAGAACAAGCUCCAUUUAUGCAAUGGUGGUGACAGAUUUAGGUUAUGUUAUGUCUGCAUACAUAUAGAUGCAAUUUGGUAGAGCCUAUUAAAUACAGGUCAGUGGUCCCUUGCAUAUUUCCUAUUGGGUAAGCUAGUUUAGGACAUCUGGACAAAAGUUUCCAUACUGUUAUAUCUUUUGUGUGAUUGAGAGAUAUACUGGCAGGCAGAAAUCAAGGAAAAUAUAAAUCCUGUUCUGCUCAACAAUGAUGCCUGAUGCUCUUUUAGAUAUUUUGUCAAGGGAACGGAAAUGAGCUUCUUCUGCUGUAGCAGACCAAAUCUGACAUGAAUUCAUACCUCAUGUUGACAUAUUAUUAUGAUCCGUUGGCUUCCAGACUCAAACUGUGGCACUGGUACUGGUGGUAUUAUAGUAAACAAUGUCUUACUUCAUAAAAUAUGGAUCAGAGAGACAUCUAGGAAGAUGGAUGUUUUUUGUUUUAAUUUUGUACAGCAUCCCCCACACGUGCCAUCUCAAUUAUCCAAAUUCUAGAAACAAUUUUCUGAGGCACUAUGGGAAAGCUGGUUCUUUUUUUAAAGGAUCCCUCCCCCUCAUUGCUUGUACACAUGAGGAAAGGGACUUUCCGAAGUAGAGCUGCUAAUAUUAGACUACUUAAGCAAGUUCUCCUAUUCUAAAAGCUCCUGUUUCAAGAGUCGGUUAUUUGAAAUAAAUGAAGUUUAAGUUAGAAGUUUUUUAAUGGUUGGAUGAGGACCAGAGGAAGCCCUACACAGUCAUGAAGCUUAAAGUACAAUUUCAGCUGGGUAGCAUGUGGUUUUAUGGUAGAUUAUUAUUAUUAGUUGGAAAAUCUGAAUUAAAUGGCCGGGGAUUGGGGGGGGCAGGCUGCCACUUGGAUGAGGACAACGUCUUGUGGACCACAUGAGAUGCACUGAAUCCACUUUAAGCUGCUGCAUGUACGCAGCUUGAAGUAGUUGGCAGCACUUCAGGGGAUUGUGGUGCUGUUUGUGCCAUAGCAAUGGCAUGAUUGCCUGAGUCAUACACCAAAAUAGACCCUAGAUUCACACAUCAGUAUAGCCCUAUUGACAUUGAAUGUUGAACAUGUGAUGAAGAGAGCAGGGUCCUUCCUUCUUGCUGUCCUCAUCCAUUCUGUUCCAAUUACUCACUCUUUGCUCACUUUACUAGGGAGGGUGGUGGUCUGUGGGGGAGCCUGCUGUUUCAGUCAAAAGAUUCUAGAGCCUUUUCAUGUUCCAAAGUUUAAAGCUUGGAGAUAAAGCAGAAUCCUUAUCUCUAGCAAACAGCUUUCCUUGAGUCACCGCAACUCUGCAAAAUCUGAAGGCCAGGAAAAUGGAAUGUCUUCUUUUCUCCCACCAUUGCCGCCACUAAGUCUUGUGACGUUCCAAUUGUGUUUUAACUCCCUAUUAAAAGACAUUGCUUCUGUUUCCUCAAGCUUUUUUUUCUUGCUUCACAUUCAUCUUUUUCUCUCUUUUUUCUACAAUGAUAGGUUGAAAAAUGACUACAUGUUGCAAAGGAGGAAUGGCACAAGGCCAUUGUAGUGGAUGGCUUGGACCAGGGAGACAUGGGUUCAAAUCUCUGCUAAGCUUUGAAACUUUCUGGUUGAGCUUUGGUCAGUCACCACCUCACGUACAUAACAAGGGUCUUGUAAUUAGACAUGUGGACAGGGAGCUAUGUAAAUUUCCCCGAGCUCCAUGGAAGACCUCUGAUCAAUUCAAAGAUUCGUGGACUGGCACAGGCACCAACACCAGUAAACAUACCCAUUCGUGUGUCAUGUGAAUUGAGCUUCUGCCCACUCACAGGCAUGUGAAUACUGCCAAUGGUGUAGUACUAAUGAUUCCGUGCUUCAGCGGUAGCCAAAUGUGUUGCCCUUUGGAUGUUGUUGAACUCUCAGUACCCUAGUCAUCAUAGCCAAUGGUCAGAGAUGAUGGAAGUUGUAGUCUGCUGUCAUCAGGAGAGAACCGAAGUCCUAUCUAAGUAUUUUAUUGAAGUUGAGAAAUAGGUAACAGCUUUGCGGAUGCUUACCAGUGAACAUCAGCUUACUGUGCUGAACACCUCAAGAAGAUGUUGAGAUAGUCAUUGGGAAUCUACAGGUGGUUAUGGGGAACCUGCUGUUUUUAUAUAAUAACAGGACUUUUGCCUAUUGCUAAAGUCCUUUUCUCUUCCAUACUAGUGGAAGAGAAGUGUGAUACCACAAGACACUGUUUGCCCCACAAACCUACACCGAUGAUUACAACAGCUUCUUUUACCCAAGGAAUUUUUAGUCCUGUGUGAUGGCUUGAGAGCUUGACAGUUCUUGGUUAUGCAUGCAUUUCACAUAGACCAGUGGUGUAGCAUCUGCUCAACCCAGGUUGGUUCAAGGUAGGACUGGGAGAGACCCUUAUCCAAAACCCUGCAGAGCCAUUGCUGGUCAAUAGAGACAAUACUGAGCUGAAUGGACCAGUUGGGCUGACACAGUAUAAGGCAGCUUCUUAGGUAGGUAACUUUGGAGAAAGCCAUGAUUUGUUGUGUAGAUGCUCUGUCAGUCACAAUCCUUUGCUUCUUUUUGAAUGGAACAAGAGUCCUUUGUUCAUUCUCACCCGUGUACUUAAACGAUUUUGCAAACAGGGGAUAUAAGACAGUUUGAUUAAUCACUUGCAUGUUUCACUAUCCAGUUGUCCUUGUCUCUCCUUUCUUCUCCUCUCCCCAUUUGAAAAUGUGUGUGGGUACAGCGAAGGCCUGCUAAACAGGUGAGUCAUAAACUUGAACAAACCGACUGUGUUGUAUAAAGGAGGAAGAAACAAAAUUUCCUCUCACUGAAUUAUCUUUGCAGCUGGCUGACAUGGCCAAGGAUUCUGGCACGGCCAACCACAAAUAUUUUUAAAAUAGGCACCAGCCCCUGCAUCGUGGGAUGGGUUUAGAAGCAAAACACAUUGUUGCACUUCCAUGUGACGUCUGUUUUUUGUCUCAACACCUGUGCUUCAAGCAUACUUAAUCUUGGUCAUAGUAAGGACUAGAACAGUAUUUCUCACGCUGCUGAGAUGCUUGAUUUCAACAUACUAGCAAUGUUUCUGGAGCCACAAGCGAUCCCCAAACUUGAAAUCGUGCAUCCGUGGCUCAGUCUCCCCUUUGAAAGUAUAACUUGUGUUCCAGCUUAGUGUCUGUAUAAGCUAUUACCUAAUUAUUAGGCUGUGUGCUUGAUUAUUUUUAGAGGCAGAGCUUUCCUGGAUUUAUGCUUGCUGUUAAUUUGUGUUAGCAGUUUAGCUAGAAAGUGGAGCAAGAUUGCACAACACUUGCCUUCAGCAAUCCUUAAUUUAGCCGCAAUGUGCAUUGAAUUUUUAUUUUAUUUUAUUUUUGCCUGUGGCAUUUUGGUUUUUGCUAUGUAUUCAGAAUUAAUUUUUAAGUUGCAGGGAAGAUGCAUGCCCUUUGCAGUAGGCCUUUGAAUCUUCGUGUGUGUGUGUGUAUCUUGUUAGGCUUCUUCUUGUUGUUUAGUCGUUUAGUCGUGUCCGACUCUUCGUGACCCCAUGGACCAGAGCACGCCAGGCAUUCCUGUCUUCCACUGCCUCCCGCAGUUUGGUCAAACUCAUGUUGGUAGCUUUUUCGCUUGGUUAUUUGUAAUGUGUCAUCAUGUAACACGUUCUAGAUGCUAAAUUUUCUGGGGCAAGAGGGACUCGCCAUCUCAAGAGUCAAUAUUAACAUGCAAAUACAGUGAGGUUGUUUACUGUCUGAUCGGAGCAGGUGCGUCAUGCUCAGAAUAACAAAAUUCAUUGUAGGCACUUUGAAAAUAGUCAAAGUUUAAGAAAUGGGCAAGGAUGUACUUGUGACGUUUCUAUUUGUGUGUAACUGUAUUGUGUAGCAAGUACAAACGCACCAGACUACGCAUUCAUUUGUAUUUUAGUUUCCUCUCCCCCAAGUUGGCAAGACUUGUCUGACAGUAGCAAAAAACCCGAGCUUUUGUUGUCUUCAGCCCAGUCCUGAGGAAUAUUCUGCCAGUAGAAGUUCAGCAGGCGCCUUCUGCUUUAACCUUGAAACAUUCACUGAAAACUUUUCCUUUGUUGUUGGAGAUAUCUUAUCAAAGGACAAAUCCAUUAGCCCAAGUAGGCAGAACACACCCAACUCUCGGUUAGUACUGAAUCCUGCUCUGUUUGCAGUAGUUCUUUACAACUGAACUAAAGUAAGAUUGAGGCUGGACUGGUGGCAUGUUGGGUCAAUGGCUAUUGGAAUAGGUGGAAGAGUAAGAGAAGCUUAGGAAAAUCAAACAACCCUACUUCUCAAAAUGUGUUUUUAAUAGCUCGUUGUGGUGUAUAGACUGUGGCCAGUGAAUCACACUUCCAUAAGUCAGAUUAUCCUAUGUUUUUGGGUGUUUAUUCAGUAACACAAAAUAAGAGCUGGUGAUCAUGUUUCAGAGUUGCUGUGACUUAUUACUCUUCUUGAUUAUCUGAUUGUUUUUAUGUGCUAUGUUCCUCCUUUGCUAUUUCUAUCUUCCUGUCUUCCUCUCUUUACACCUGUGAUACCUUCAGCAGAUGGCUCAUUUUUCUUAAGGUAUCUUUUAGUGAAAUAAAUAAGAGGCCCAUACUUAUAUUUAGGCUUGUUUUUGUUGCAUUAUGUACCCUUUUUAUGGGGUGGACAAUCUUACUUGAUGGCUAGCUUCAUUUUAUUAUAUUUCAUUGUUUUGAUGCCAUAAAUAGUCUGGGAGCAUCCAAGGAUGCAGCAUACAGUAUCUGAAAUUAAGCAGGUAUGGUCCUAGUGUGACCCUGGAUGAGAGACCUCACCUCAGGAGACAAUAGUGUGUGUGUGUGUGUGUACCUUUCCAAACAGCUAUUUAAAUCAGUCAGUAGAGGAUGAGACUCUUAAUCUCAAGGUUGUGAGUUGGAGACCCAUGUUGGGCAAUAGAUUCCUGCAUUGCAGGGGGUUGGACUAGACUGCCCUCAUGAUCCCUUCCAACUCUACAGUUCUUCUAAAUGUUAGGUGGGCAGAGGUGGGUUUGGGCUAUACUGAUAGAUUGCUAGCUGACUUGCUGUGGGUUGACAGGAGUUUCUCACUCCUGUUUGUUCGACAACAAGAAGGUUCUGCUCUCCCUCCCUGCUAAAUGAAAGCAUUAUAAUCUCUGAUCUGUAAUAGAUUUGUACUUCUAGAAUCGGGUCAUGCUGGUGUUCAGUAGGUAACUGGUUCUGACUUCUAAGCUGCCACUUUGCAUCCAACUCCCAUUUGAUGGAUUUCAGUGGUUCUAGUAAAAAUCAAAGAAGGUCCUAUAAGCCUGAGGUGUUCUCAGUGCUUUUGUUGUCAUAGUACUCACCAAUGUGAAGUACCAUCACCUUUUUCUUCUUCUUUUAACUGCCAUUGGCAGCCAUUUUGUGCUGCCACCCGCAGCAGAUAUGAGUUAUAGUACCUCAUUUUUAACUCCCCCUCCCAAAAAAAAGCAUCAGUACAGAGAAUACUUCUCUAGUUGGGCCACAGGUCUGAGGAAAUAUAAAAAUCCCUUUAGAAGAACAAUGUGCUCGUACUCAAUUGCCUGCUUCUUUUUCUUUGUGCAUGUUUAAUAUUAAAGCUAAGUGUUCUUACAGUGUGCCAAGCACACAUUGUACCUUUGCAUUAGCUACGUAAUCAGUCAUGUGUCCAUCUUUAAAAAACAUGGUCAGCUCUAAAAUCAACAACAACCUGUUGACAUCUGUAUAUGCCUGAUAGGAUAUAAAACUCAAGACGUAACAUCUUCUCUUUCAGGGCUCAUUGUUGGAGUGAUCUUGAGAUAUGGCAUACCUCCCACCAGUGGUCAUGAUAAACCGUUAAGCUGUUCCCAGGAGGACCGGGCUUACACAACUUUGUUGGUCAAUAUCAGCGGGAAAUUCUUUGAAUACACCUUAAAAGGAGAAAUAAGUCCUGGAAAAAUACACAAUGUGGAACAGAAUGACAUGUUGCGAAAAGUGAGAGCUACCUUUUUGUUAACUGUGGCUGUUUAUGAAUGCAUUUAUUUUUGUGCUGCCCUGUUUUCGCAAGUCUCUUUCAGAUCUCAGUACGUGUGAUAAUAUGUGAUACUUUCAUUGUAAGGUUCUGUACUUUGCAAUGUUGUUCAGAUGUGGUAAGGAGAUCCAUUCAUCUGGAUUCCCUUACCCUUAGCAUUUAAGAACUUAUGCUUACUGGUUCCUCCAAGACAGUUUGGUAGUUCUGAGAAACAUCAAACCAUUGACACUGGACUAUCCAGAAUAAACAUUCCCCAUUCUUCCUCACCCUGGUCCUGUAAAGUAGGUUGCUGGUCUCAGUGCAGUGUGGAGCAGUGUGGAGCAGAAUAUCUUGUUGCCCAAGGUUACUUACUCAAUUCCUUAGAACCUAGAUUUUUGUUGUUGUUUUUUUUUUUUUGUUCAGCCUGCUGAUUUUAAAGCAGCCCUUCACAUUCUUAGGUCCCUCAGAACUUGCCACACCCCCAACUACCAUGUCUUAUUAUGACCAGGGAUGGCUGGAGUUGUAGUCUGACAACAUCUGAGGACCUAAGGUUGGGAAAGACUGCUUUGAAGGUCUGUGAAGGACAACCAAGCUAGUAUCUUUGCCUCUUCUGGAACACCUAUAUGACCACUUUAUUAUGUGCCAAAUAUAAUCCUGGUUAGAAAACAAACAAACAAAUAAAUGUCAUGAGAGUGAUGGUUUUCUGAAUGAACCCUAGACCAUGGAACACUUAAAAAGAAAAAGAAAAACCUCUCUGCAGGAAACUGAGCAUGUUGAUAGCUUAUUGGAAUGAACCUGUGUUCCCUGAUCUCUAGGAAAUGAUUGGUUUAAUAUAAUGGCGAGAGAUCGGCAUAGGAAAUCUGUGGGCAGACUGCAGAUGUUUUAAGGAUAGCCACCUAGAAACAUUGUCUUACAGCUGUUUUUUCUGUGUUUUCUUUAAAGGUAACAUUUGAUCCAGAAGUGUUUUUCAACAUCCUCCUGCCUCCCAUUAUUUUUCAUGCUGGCUAUAGUUUGAAAAAGGUAAGCCUGAAACAUUUUCUGAACAAUAUUGCUCUGCCGGUGUGGACUUUGGUCCCGAGAGUAGAAUACUCAGCUGUUAAAAUCUGCCGUAUUUUGAGGCAGAGUUAAGUAACUCCUACUGGCUUGAAUCCAGUGGACCAUUCAAGCAAGACCAUUCCUGCAGCAGCAGAGCAUCUAUUCUUCCUCCACAAAUGCUGAACUGUAGAUUUUCAUUCUGUGCUGUAGGUUGUUCCUAUAGGUCCCCCCAAGAGAUUUGUGAAGUUUGUUAGGUUGCAUGGAGGAAGGCUGCCUGCAGGGAGCCUUUGUUCUAUGCCAGGGAUGUCCAAGAGGUAGAUCAUGAUCUACUGGUAGAUCACGGUGUGUCCAUGGUAGAUCUUGCCCCCCCCCCCCGAAAGCUCAAGAACUUUGGCUCCCUGAAAAAAAGCUCAGCUUUGGUAGAUCACCGCCAGGUUUUUUAUAGUGGGAGUAGAUCUCAGUCUCUUGAAAGUUGGACAUGCCUGUUCUAUGCCACGUAGUUUGCAUAAUACUCCCUGUUCAGCCUUUGGCAUAAAGGCCUGUCUCUAAUUGAUAGGCCUAUAGGGUUGUGCACCAAAAAAAUGCACCAGACAGACCUAUCUGAGGAUGAUAUUCCAUAGAUGAGGGGACACUAUUAAAGACACUUCCUCUUGCUGCCACACACCAUAGCUUUGCUACUAGGGGCACUAUGAGAAGGGCCCCUGUUAAUAUCAGGGCAUGGGUUGGUAUCCCAAACCAUGUCAGUAAAUUAUACACACAACCCAAUGGAUACAACCUGAUCUUCUAACAAUCCACAUACUCCUAUGAUCUUUGUUUUCCCCUUAAGAAGUAACAUGAGCAGAUGGGACUCAUUAACCUGGGAAGGUAGCCCAUCCAAGAGAAGGAAAACUCUGGUCCUAAACCUCAGCUGCCUUGUGGGAUACCUUUGGGAGAACAAGAUGCUAAGGAGUAAACCCUACACAAAUCCAGAGUGGAGUUCCUAAGAUGGAUGGAUGGCGCCUUGUACGCCUCCUUCCAGCAACUCCCGCAGCUAAGCUGGUGCCAAAUGUAUCGCUCUGAUUUCCUUUGGACCACAUCAGAGAAGCCAAGAGGGGGGUCUUGUUGUCUGGGCAGCCCAGGACCUCCAUACACACUUCUCGGGCUUGCUCCCCAGGGAGGUCACUUCUGUGCUGCUAAUGCAGUGGUUUGAUUUCACCCGCAGAGGCACACUCCAUUGUCUCUUUGUGCCAACAAUCUGUGUUCAGGUAAGCAAGCUUCUCAAGCAUUUAUGGUACUGUAAGACUAAACAACAACAACAACAAAAAUAGAUGCACUAAGUUGCUGAUUGUUUUGAGACAAUGGUUGCUGAAGCCUUAAUGGCUGCAUUUAGUUCAUGUUGGAAAUUGGCUGUGGGCGACACAUUACAAGCCAAGCAGGGUGUGAGAGGAGUUGAAGGAAUAGGUUUCUUGUUCUGUUGCACCAAGGCAUUCUUAUGGAUUUGCUCUGGUGAAUUUGGGCCAGGUAGACCUUCAUUCAAAUCCCCUUUCGCUCAGUUGAGUAGUUUCAUGGAGAAUUAGGAAUGUAGCUCACUGAAUUACAGCAAUUAUAUCUUAUGCUGAAUGGGGCUAACUGCCUCCCAUGUCCAAGGUAUAUGUCCGUGUUGCUUUCUGCUUCACCCAGCGCAGCAUUGGGUCUCCUUAACGUCCUUUCUGAUGGAACCAUUUCUAAACAAAAUUCUUUCCUCUAGUCAGUUUCAUAGCAUGGAUCUCACUUUCACACACUUGCUCUCAACCAAAUCUUUUUCUUAGGAAUUCUCAGUCUGUAGCUAGCAGAAACUAUGCUCCCUGGAGUACAUGCUACAUCAUCUUCUGCUCAGAAGGCUUAGGCAGUGGUUCUCAACCUGUGGGUCCCCAGAUGUUGUUGGACUACAACUCCCAUCAUCCCUGAGCUCUGGCCUUGCUAGCUAGGGGUGAUGGGAGUUGUAGUUCAACAACAUCUGGGGACCCACAGGUUGAGAAAGCCUGGCAUAGAGGGACCUAGAUGAUGUCCUCAAAAACUGAUGCCUUUUGUUAUGGAUUGUUUAUUAUCCACUGAAACAUGCACCUGAAAAAGCAACCUUUUUGUUCCUUUUAUUUAUUUGACUGCGAUUCUUUGCAUUGCUUACGCUUAUUGACUUCUUGGUUAAAUAAACCUGUGAGCUGCAGGGAGCCGUGAUUAAUCUUGCCCUUAUUGACCUCUGCCCUCUUAGCCAAGUCCCUGAGAGGUAAUAUGCUAGCCCUCCAGGCUCAUUGGGUGGUUAGAGAUGGGAAUCUGGCAGAGUUUCACUGGGUAGCCCAAUUAAAUAGAGAUUCCCAUGCACCCACAUACUUAAAAACCAAACGUGCUGUUUAGCCUAGGGGAUGGUGACAGCUACUCUAUUGUGUUUGUCCAGCUUGCUGAAGUGGUAGCCUGAUCCGCAGUAGAUGGCUCCAUGUGGGCUUUAACCAUCAACCCACUGGGUGUUGCUUAGGUCAUUAGCUGAGGGUGUGUUGCAGCAACCUCUAAUCACAUAGGGGCUACCCUUUCCAAGUUGAGCUGCGGGUACCCCUCUUUCCCUGCAAGAGCUGAAGAGCCUGUAAAGUGUUUCUUGGAACGCUAGGAGAGAAGCAUUAAGCUUCCUCUAAGAGUGGUCUCUUGCUGAGGAAGCUUUUCAAAGCACUGCUUGGGCCAGAUAGAUCCUGUCUGGAGAGUUGUCUGAUGGAGCAACGAAGAAGUUCUCCAUCAAACUACUUCUUGCUCUUGCUCAAACUCAAGGCGUUUAAAGAACGCCUUUGUAAAUCCACACUGUUCAGAAUGGCACAGCUUCCCUACUUGCCUUGUCUCUUCCACACCUCUGUCUGGGGUUCUGUUCAUGAUUCCCUAAGUCACUGGGGUUUUGAGCCUUGAUUUGAUGGCCAGCCUGAGCCAUUUAUACCAGGCCGUCCCAAAGUACGUGGAAUCAAAAUAUGACUCGGACAAGACUAAUAACAAUCUCCCCAAUACUUAUUUAUUAAAAAAUUAUGCCACUUGCUGUAACAAAAAUCUCUAAGCUGCUCACAAUAAAAACACAACAUCCAGUGAAUUUUCCUAAAAAUGAGAUAAAAAGAAAAUGCAGCUGUAUCUCAUAAAUAAAAUUAAACAGUACAGGAAAGAAAUUUGUUAAGAGGCGUUUAAGGAUCAUUACUGACUUUGCCUCAUGAAUUGCUCAAAGGAGAGCGUUCCAUAGAGUGGGUGCUAUUAUCAAGAAAGCUCACUUAUUCAUUGUCACCAAGUAACAAACUGCUUGUUGUGGAACAAUGAGCAGGGUCUCCUCAGAAGAUCUUACAAGAUCAGCUUAGUUUUUUGAAAUGUUCCCUAUAUUUCAGAAGGAUCACACAGUAGAGUUGGAAUUUUUCUGUUCCCAGAAUAGAAUGUGACUUAACUAGAGCACUGAGAGUGUUGCAUUCUUUGGAGUUACAGAAGCAUUGCUUCUAUAUGGCUGCGCCUAACCCAUUUUCCCCCUCUACAGAGGCACUUCUUCAGAAACUUGGGGUCUAUUCUGGUUUAUGCUUUCCUAGGAACUGCAGUCUCUUGUUUCAUCAUUGGGUAAGUUGAGUUUUGAGAUACCAUUUAGUCUCGUGGGAUAUAAUUUUGGCAUCUCUUUAUCAUCCAUUGUUGUGCCUUAGCUUGUCCAGCAAGAUCAGUGAGAAUAUCUUGGAUGCUGUAAUCUCUUACCUCUCAAAUAAUCAUGCAUACACUGGGUUGCGUGUUUGUCAUCAGUAAUAAAGUCAGUUCAAAGAGAAACUCAUGCUAUUCUCUUGACAGCAAUGUAUUUUUAAACUUAUUUUAAUAUUUUAUUCUAAAAUUUGUCAUGAUGAAGGGCAGGUAAUUUUUAAAAACGAUAAAUUAAAUUAUUGUACAUUUUUAUAAAUAAAUAUAAUCCACAACAAUCUGGUUUAAAUGCUUCACUGAAUUCUUCUUUCUUUUUCCUCCCAGGAAUCUUAUGUAUGGUGUUGUAAAACUAAUGAAGCUUGUGGGGCAGCUCUCUGAUAAGUUUUACUACACAGAUUGCCUCCUUUUUGGAGCCAUUAUAUCUGCUACUGACCCAGGUAUAGACUUCAGCUUUAAAAAAUCAUUGGGUUUUUUAUGACACCUUUUUUCCUUUUUACUGUUGUUGUUUAUAGGAUGAGAAGAAAUAGUGUUAGGCAAUUGUGUCUGAUCUUUCCCGUGUCACAGAAAUGUCUUUUUCCUUUCUAUAAGGUGUAAGAAUUGGAAGAUUUAACGUAUAAACUCAUUACAAAAAUCUGUAGGAGAAGUGUGGUUGAUGGCAUUAUUAUUUUUAAAUGCAGUAUAAAUUUCCUGUCUGGGAGCCUUAAAGAUGGGGUAAAAUGGCUAAGAAAAAUGAAAAAUGCACAAGGAGUUUUGCAGUGUGGCUGUCUGCCAAAAACAGUCCUGCAGAGGUAGUGAUACAAGUAUUUCCUUAUCUCUCCCCAGCCAUAGUUUGUAUAGACCUGGGUGGAGGGGCAGCUCUUCUGUAGCCCUAACAAUGUGGGAAUCUGCUUGUAUGGAUUCUUUCCACACUGUCAGACAAGCAUGAGGAGACCUAUGCAGGAGGAGCCAGUGGCAUUCAUGGCCCUUUGUGGAAACUGAGGCAAUUUAUAAAUAACCUCGUCAUGGCCUCCUCUGACACUUGUUCUGGGGCUUCUUAUGGGCUGCGGGAGAGGAUUGGAGGGGGGGUGGAAAGAAGCAGGAACAUUAUCUUUCCCCCUCAUAUUUGUGCCAAUAUUCUAGGGUGCAUUGUGCAUCGAAUUAUGCCUGCUGCAAUGCCUGCAUUCCAUUCUAAGACAAAAUUGCAGGCUUUGGGGAGGGGGCAAUGCUAUCUUGUCUUGUCCCCUCCCUCAUUACCAUCACCCCCUACCAUGCCGGUGGGUUUAACACAGAACUUUGUGACGAAUUCUGGAGAACUCAAACGUUUGUUCGUGGCUUUUUGGUUGGUCCUAAUAAGGCCUUGGGACACGGGUGGUGCUGUGGGUUAAACCACAGAGCCUAGGACUUGCCGAUCAGAAGGUCGGCGGUUUGAAUCCCCGCGACGGGGUGAGCUCCCGUUGCUCGGUCCCUGCUCCUGCCAACCUAGCAGUUCGAAAGCAAGUCAAAGUGCAAGUAGAUAAAUAGGUACUGCUCCGGCGGGAAGGUAAAUGGUGUUUCCGUGUGCUGCUCUGGUUCGCCAGAAGCGGCUUAGUCAUGCUGGCCACAUGACCUGGAAGCUGUACACUGGCUCCCUCGGCCAAUAAAGCGAGAUGAGUGCCACAACCCCAGAGUCGGCCACGACUGGACCGAAUGAUCAGGGGUCCCUUUACCUUUAAUAAGGCCUUAGUGUAGUUUUUGGGGUGUCCCGUCCCCCCUCUGCAAUGAACCAACAUGGCUAUGCACAUUUUAAAUCUGGGGCAGAGGAAAGGUGCACUGUUGCCUCUGCAACAGUGCACCUUUCCUCUGCCCCAAACAGUAAGUGUUUACCAUGUACUCAGUGAGAUAAUGCCAGAUGUCUCCACAUGAGGUCGUUUGCUGACUAAAUGUUCCCCAUGUGGGAACUGACAAGGUACUGAGUUGUCUUGUGAUAACUUGAGCACAUGCAAAAUGAAUGUAGGAACUAGGCCUUGGAUAGAUGUUUAGGAGACCUGGUACUUUUGUGUGUGUGACUGUACUCAUGAGUAGUGAUGUUAAAUUCUUGAGAAUAAUCUUUUGGGGAAUAUUCUCGAAUAUUUUCAAUUAAUGAGAUGUGUACAUUUAAAGCAGCUUUGUGGACGACUCAGAAUUUACAGUUUGUGGAGAAUAUUCUCCGAAGAAUUUUCUAGCAGAGAAUAUUCUCACCUCACGUCACUACUCAUGAGUAAUUGAGUGCUAUCACUUCCUUUUCUGCUGCCCAUAGCAGCCAUUUUGUGCUGACAUUCGCAGCACCUACAUCAAAAUAAAAAUACUGGGGCCUCUUUUUUUUUUUAAAAAAGUACUGAUUAGACCUUUCACCAACUGCCAACCUGUAUUAAACACCUUUGGUUUCAUGGUUCUGUUAUAGCUUGAUAACAUUCACUGCAUACGAAGUCAGCAGAGAGCUGUUUCUUUCCUGCUCAAAAUCAAAUAUACAAUAAGACCAAUUUUUAGUGCCUUGCUCUUCUCUUUUCCCAAUUGUAGUCACUGUACUGGCAAUUUUUAACGAACUUCAUGCUGAUGUUGACCUCUAUGCACUGCUGUUUGGAGAGAGUGUUCUGAACGAUGCUGUUGCUAUUGUACUAUCUUCGUAAGUAAAAAAAAAAUUAAGAGUUUUUGAUGUGUUAUGUGAAAGACCAUUAAUACAAAAUGAACCAAUUCCUGAUAGUCUUGUAAAUCAGAUUUGGAAAGACUGCUGUUUUUGCAUUUGCCUUGAGAUCAUUUGCGUGUGGUUGGGAUGAUAGAUGGGAAAGAUGCAGCUCCUAAAAUAACUAAAGGAGGAAGAAUUAUGUGGGAUAAAUAUUUUGCUCAUUGCUGCUUCUUGUCCCCUCUGUUGCAGUUCUAUUGUAGCAUAUCAGCCUACGGGAGGAAACAUCCAUGCUUUUGAUGCAGCUGCCUUUUUUAAAUCUGUUGGUGUUUUCCUUGGAAUCUUUAGCGGCUCGUUCAUGAUGGGAGUAGUGACAGGAGUUGUGACAGCUCUGAUAUCCUUUUUCUGUUGAAUGCUCCCAGUUUUUGUGUGUGUUUUUUUUUUGCAGAUGCCCACUCACUUUUGACUUCAUUCUCUGGUGAAAGCAGCAUUUCGUCUUAUCUGCUACAAUCUUCAGGUCUUCUGCCUGUAGAAUCAUAGAGGGCGUCAUGCCAUUAAAAAAAUAAAAAACACUGUACUAGAAAACUGCACUGAAAUAUAGACAACUUUGUUUUACAGGUAGAUCAGUUUUUAGGUACAGUAGUCAGUUGCAGGUGAGGUCCCCCAUCCUAAGAAAGCUGGAAUAGGAAUGCAAAAAAAAGGCAAGCAGGCAAACUGUGAAGCAAGACAGCCGUGAGAUCGGAAGCCAGGAAGGUUGACAAGCAGAAACUCCCUAGAGCAGUGAUGGCCAAACUUGGCCCUCCAGCUGUUUUGGGACUACAACUCCCAUCAUCCCUAGCUAACAGGACCAGUGGUCAGGGAUGAUGGGAAUUGUAGUCCCAAAACAGUUGGAGGGCCAAGUUUGACCAUCACUGCCCUAGAGGGAGACAAGGAAGCCAAAUUGAUGUGAUCAGAAUUUGGCUGCUGCCUAGAUCAGGUGUAGGGAAUCAUUGGCCUUCCAUAUGUUACUGAACUACAACUUGCAGGAGCCCCAGCAAGCACAGCCGGGGCCAGGUAUGAUACGAGUUGUAGUAUCAUGUAGCAGUAUUUGGAGAGAGCCAAACGUUCCUUACACCCGGCUUAGGUGAAUACCCAGCUCCGACUUUAUAAGCAUUUAUAACUUGGCCAGGUCAGGGAGAACCUGUGGUCUACAUUUGGAGCUACAGUACAGUCACAUGAGUACUAAGUCAUCACAUUCAACCCUUUGGGAAGAGUUCUAAUAGCUGCAGAAAAUAUCUAAUGCUGUGAAUUUUGCGAUUCCUUAACACAAUAAUCACGUAACAAAGUUCACAAAACUGCAUUGCUUCCCCUUACUGGAGACUGCACUCUUUUUUCUGAUGUCUUGGAGUACGUUCUUGCUGGCUGAAGCUUGUGGCUUUACAGGUAAGAUGCUUUGAUAUAUUAACAGGCUCUGGAAUGAAUAGAUUUUGUGCUUAUACAGUAAUUGGUAUUAUUAUUAGGAACAUAUUGGGUACUCAUGUUGUCACCUUUCAAAUUACACUUGUGCUGAUGUUACAAAGUUGCAUAGUAUGCAUAAUAUAAAUGCAUAAUAUGAAUUUGAUUUCUGGCGUAAUCUAUUUGGCAAAAGGUUAACAUGGAAACAAGUGAUGAACAUACGAUAGUCAGUACUGUAUCUUUUGGCCCUUGAAAUUAGAUUCACAUUGUAGAAAUCAUCUUCACAUUGUAGAUGUCCUGACAUAUAUCUCCUUGUAGAAGUCGUGUGUUUUUCCUGGACAUGGAACUCCUUUUAAUGACCGGAGUUGUUAACAUGUCCUCUUUGUAGAUCUUUUUUCACAAAUGGCUUUUCUAAUUUAUUUUGCAAUGUGAAGACUUCAUUGCUGCAAUGUCAACAGAUGACUGGGUGGUUGGAGUGCUCUUUAUUUAUUUUUAUUUAAUAUAGGAUUUUUAUAGGUCCACACCAGGUUUGGAUCCAGUGGAUUUUUGACUUUGUGGUAUGGCAUGGGGAUCUGUUCUUCAGUCUGCUUUUGUUACCCCCCAACAGUUUAAAAAAGGAUUGCAAUGUAGUAUGGAGUCAGGGGCCUGCUUUUCACAAAACACUGGGUGGCAAAGAGCAAUACCACUGCUUUUUGGAUUCCCAGCUGUAGAUUUUAUUCUCAUUGCCUUUAUAGCGGAGAGAUUCACAACACAUAAACAUUAAGAGGAGCCAAGGGAGUGGAUGCCUUGUGUUCAUUGUUGUUGAAAGGAGCAGAAAGCCUAGCAGAAAACAGACUUGUGUUUUCAUAGAAUUGUAGAUUUGGAAGGGACCCUGAGGAUCAUCUAGUCCAACCCCUGCAAUGCAGGAAUAUGCAGCAGUCCCAUACAGGGAUCAAACCUGCAACCUUGGCAUUCUCCGGACCAUGCUCUAACCAACCGAGCCUUCCAGGUUUUACUCGCAUUUCUCCAAUAUAAAUAGCUGAUUUGCUGGCCAUCCAGUUCUUGGCCAGUGGUAAUAAAGUUCAUGCCAAGCCCAUUUUGGGUUGAUCUCUCCAUAUAAACACACCCAAGAGAGAUUCUUUUAAUCUUGCAAACCCUUAAGAAAUAUGAGGCACAACCCUGGGAUUUGUUCCUGGAAGCAGGACUGAAUCAUGGAGUAUAUAUCUGCCUGCCUGCCCUUGGAAGAGUGCAGAAUGAUUUUCCUCACCUAAAAAUUAACAGAACCUGGUCCCUGCACCCAUGGAAUUAUGGGACUACCUUUCCAGUACAGACAGCAAAGCGUUGAUGCAGAUUUAAGCCCCAUUACUUCUCAUUGGAACACAGGGCAGGAUCACUGGAAAAAAUAACCCACAAAGAUAGCAAGUAUAUAUCAGAAUGUAAUGCUUCAGGAUUUAAAGAAGAUUGAUAUGAAUACUAAGCCAGAAAAGAGAUGAUGUCUGCAUUUAACCUAAUGCUUCUUGUUGUUCUGUUUCUCUUGGUAGGCGUGGUAUCUGUCCUGUUCUGUGGAAUCACACAAGCUCACUAUACGUACAAUAAUCUGUCUGUUGAAUCAAGAAGCCGAACCAAGCAGGUGAAAUAAUGUCUUCUUAGUUUUGCUUUCUCUCUCUCUCUCUCUAUAUAUAUAUAAAAUAAGGCAUGCUCCUCUUCAUUUAUUUUGAAUGAAGGCUGCUGAUACCUGGUAGAAAUGGUUAAUCUCACAGUUGAUGAAUGAUUGAUGAGGUGAAAUGCACAAUUGGGAGUGUCUUAUGUACUUCUGCACUUGCAAGUCUGAUUAGUACAAUCUAGAGAAGGUAUUUUGGACAGUAAUAUGAAAAGUGUGUGUUGAGAAAUUGCGGUAGUUGCUUUCAUUGCUUUUUCACCACGCUAAUAAGAGUGCAUUAAAAGCUUGGCGGUGGCUUCUUCUUCUUUAAAAUCUUUUAGUACCUUGGAUUUGCUCCCAAACCAGAAAACUACACAAGCAAAUUUACAGUUGCCUGUCUCUGUGCUUUCGCACACUUCUUGGGCAGAGAAAUUGUUUUUUAAAAAACAAGGUGUGCCCACAGCUAUCUGCAUGCAUGCCCCUUUGGUAUUUAAUUGGGAACUGUAGUUUACUGCCAAGUUGCAAUUCCCAGCACCCUCAGCAAACUACCAUUUCCAUGACUUUAUGGCAGAGGGGGUGAAAGGUGCUUUACAAUGUAUGUUGUGCAUGCUGUUUUAGAUGGUUUGUUCAGAAUAGGCUGCUCUGAAAAGCAAGUGUUUCUCUUGAUAAGUCAUGUAUAUUGCGUUGAAUUCCAUUGGCAGAAUUAAUGUUUUUUCUCCCAUCCCUAACUUACUUUCCAGCUUUUUGAAGUGCUGCACUUCCUGGCUGAGAACUUCAUAUUUUCUUAUAUGGGCUUAGCACUCUUCACUUUCCAGAAGCAUAUAUUCAGCCCCAUUUUCAUCAUUGGAGCUUUCGUAUCCUUUAUUGGGUUCUUCUGCAUUAUAACAUGUUUCUCGGCGGUGUUGCACUUCUGAGAAGCCAGUCUUGAAAGGGGAGGGGCGGAUCUUUGGAGCAGCUGAGCUAAAGGAACUAAAACUGGAUGAGAAAGGGGGAAGCCCUGUUUCCUCCAACAGGUGCCUAGGGAGAAAACAGGCCUUUAACACCUUGUGUGUCUAGUAGUACUUUCCUGCAAAUGCCAUGGUAAGAAUACCGCUCUCUCAACUGGGCUGACUUCUGGGGCUUAGAGCCAGGGAUCCUGAGGUGCAAAUAACGAGUAAGAAUUAGACAUUUGCAGAGGAAAUUGGGAAGGUGAGGGAAGAGGUAAGACCCUCCCAUUAGCCAGUUCUCGCUGCACUUGAGGAACAAACACAUACACAGAAACCAUGUCUUCCUUGUAACCCGAAGCUUUUCUCUCUGAGGUAACUGCAACCUAAUUCCUCUUGACAGUACUUUCCACCCAACCUUCCACUGAUUUGGUGGCACACCUGAGACUUCUCUGUUGGCCCGUGUUAUAACGUUACAAGAAUAUUAUGUUGAAACCUUAUGUUAGGCUUUUUUUAAAAAAAACCCGUCUCAGUACGAUGAUAACUUAAAAUCCUUUAAGUUGUACAGUGAAUGUUAAUAAUAGUGGAAUAUCCUAACAUACUGAAUUUUCCCUGAGCAAAUGGCCAAGGCUCUUGUUUGUUUUUGCUGGCAUUCUUAAGAAAUGGAAAGCAGCUUUAUUCAUGUGGUGUGUGUGAAACGGGCAAGCGGUCUCAAGUGCAGUCCCUGGCCUCUCCAGGUACGAACUGGGAGAGAACCAUGUCUAAAACCCUGGUGAGCUAUAACCAGCCACUGUAGGCCAUGCUGGGACUAUAUGGAGCAAUGGGCCUGACUCACUAUAAGGCAGCUUCCAAAGGUAAGAAGUGAAGAGGAUCCUGGUAAGGUUCACACAUAUGUGCACAGUUCACGAGUAAGAAUCAUAGAAUUGCAGAGUUGGAAGAAGGAACCCAGCAAAGCAGCUGUCUCAUACGGGGAUCGAACCUGCAACCUUGGCGUUAUCAGCACCACGCUCUUAACUGAGCUAUCCGGGCUGAGCAAGAAUUUUCCUUGUUUUUGAAGAGACCACUCCAGUUCUUCCUCUUCCGUUUUAUCUCCUCUAAGCACCGUUUGUUUGGCCUUACGGAACAGCUCAAAAGCUGCCUGUGUGAAGGUUUAAGAGGAAGAAAGUGCCCACAUGAGAAAUUUUGCCCUGUAGGAGUGAGUGUUUCUACCCCUCAAAUGAAUGCUAAUGUGACACAGACUCUGUUCAAUAUGAAUGCAAUGCUAAUACAGUGGUACCUCGGGUUACAAACACCUUGGGUUACAAACUCCGCUAACCUGGAAGUAGUACCUCGGGUUAACAACUUUACCUCAGGAUGAGAACAGAAAUUGCACAGCGGUUCAGCAGGUCCCAUUAGCUGAAGUGGUACCUCAGGUUAAGAAUGACUUUCACUUGAGUGUGUUUGACUCAGCAGUGAGGGAAAGCCAUGUGGGAGUUAAGUGCACUCUUAACUCUCUCUCUUUAGGGUGUCUCAAACAGAAUAGCAGCAAACAAGCUUCUCUGUACUGGAGGGUUGUUAAGCAAGGGCUGCCUCCCCCCCCUUUUCUUAAAAACACACACACACAAAAACAGCUGUAAGGGAGCAAUAGUUACAGUAUAGAGAUACUGGCUUUACCUGAUCAGAGCCACAUAACAGCAGGUUUCGAAAGAACAGAAAAAAUGGUAUUUCCUGGGUUGGAACAGAACACUUAAGUUUAAAGAAACUACCUGAUCAUUGUGUGACGUAGAUAACAAUAUUGGAUCCUUAACCAAAAGGUGCUGUUAGAUAGCUGUUUUCCUGGGACGAGCUGCACACAUCUACCCUCUUUCAUUCUUCUUGAAUCUGGGCAGAAGGCACAAGAUCAGCUGGAAUUUCCAGCACAUGCUGAUGUUUUCAGGUAAGAUGAUAAGAUGAAGCUUGUAAUCUUAUCUCAUCUACAACACAAAGUUCCCAUCUGUAGAUACAGGUAUCACAGAUAUAUAGCCAGGGUUUUUGUGGGAGGGGGGCAGGAUUUUUUUUUGCAGGGGGGGGGAGAACCUCAGUUUGCUGUGUAUUUUUAUUGAUUUGGGCUUGUCUCCUCCUACCUAGCAUGCCCCUCAAGGGCCUCCUCUUCUCUCUCUCUCUCUCUCUCUCUCUCUCUCACACACACACACACACACACACACCAAACUUCACAAAGGGUGACUAUUUUUUCAAUAAAUAACUUCAGUGUUUCAUGUAAAGUCCAUCAGAUUUAUUUAUACCCCCCACUUCUUGAGAAGUGCUGUAGGGACAGAAAGGUUUGAAGAGGUGGGGGGGGGGAGCCAGAGCAGGCCUUGGAUACAGUUGUAAUGCUGCUUGCCACCUUGGAUGGAUAUCUAAAAUAAUAAAAAUAAAUAGAGACUUCCGGGGGUGGCGCCAUCAGCAAUGGCGGACUCCCUCUGAACUGGAGGUACUAGCUCCGCGCGAAACGGGUCUUCUCCGCUACGGCGAAGCGGGGACCCUUUUAAAAAUCACAGGCGGGUGAAGCCUGUGACCAUGGGACUCGGCGGGCACCUUUAGCGCCCCCCCAACUCGUAAAGGAGCCCACUAACGGGCUCCGAAGUGAAGAGGGGGAAGUGGCGCGGUGCUGUGAGUCAACUGCUAUUUCCGUGGAGCGAAGCCGCAUAGCCGUUGCCGGAGAGCGCUGCCUUUUUCCUGGGACAAUUUGGAUUCUAAAAUAAGCACCUGUGAGUACUUAAACUUUGAACAACUGGACUUUAAAUAAGGACUUGCGAGCAGAAAGGAAUUGGACUUAAAAAUUUAUUUCAAUUUGGUACUGAAACGGGAAGGUCUAAACAGGAAGUCAGCCUUCCGUUCUUUUGUAGACAGAAUAAAGCAAAGACAACGUAAACUAGAGCUCAGAAAAUCGCCUCUAAAGGAUUGGAUUUCAUCAUUUAAAAUUGUGGAACCCCCCUUCGACAGCAGGAGAAGAAGGGGGAUCUUUUCGGACUGUUUAAACCUGCAGAAGUGAGUUUAAAGUAAAGUAACUUUCCACCGUCCUGAUCCUGGAGCGGGGUGUCAGGACUGACGUUUGAAGCUCAUUGACCAGAGAUAAACGUUUUUGACAGAUAGCUAAAAGAAGAUAAACAUAGUGAUUCCACUGUUUCUCUUCGCAGUUUAAAGGAACAAAUAUUGACAAAAUAUCUCAAAAAGGAAAACUUUGUCGCAAGAAGAAAUAGAAGUUUUCCCCCUAGAGGGAGACUGUGAAACUGUAACCAAUUCCAGGGAGCUGGCAGCUGUUACAGAUUACAAUCGUGGGAAUAGACAUUUGACCUUGCAGGACAAUGUAUUCAGAAGCUCUGUUGCGUGCUUUCUAUAAAACAAAUGCCCUACUGGAACAGUUACAUGAGAAGAUGAAUUUGAUGGCGAAUUCAACUAGAAAUUUUGAACAGGCAGUGGGAAAUUUUGAACAGACAGUGGGAAAAUAUGUGGAGCCCACCCAGGAAUUAAAUCAGGAGUGUGUCCUGACAGAACAGGCCCAACAGGAAUAUGAGCUUUUGGAUUUGACAAAUUAACUUGGAAAAAGCCAGAUUUGGAAAGAAAAAGUUUGGUUUGGCUUGGAAAUGGGGGGCUGGAUUGACCCCCCUAUGCAGGGAUGUUAGGACUUUUCAAAUCUGGCAGUGGGCCGGGAGAUGUUUGGGAUUGUAGGGGCUCUUAAUUUUGGAGGGUUUUUGAAACAUGUUUUUAAAUACCACAUGGAAUUUAGUGUCGAAUAUGGAAAAGGGGCUGAUCUGUUGAGAAGGGUCAAAAAUAUUGCUAAGCUGGAGUUCCCACGAGCAGGAGACAAGGGAAAAUACAGUUACAAAUAUGAAGAAGAGCUGCGGAAGGGACAUGGAAGAGACUUAAGGGCCUCGGAUAUAAGGUUGCCAGGUUAAUGCGCUAGAUCGAUGGGAUAAUAAGGACUGACAAAACCCGGGACCAGGAGGAAGGGACGCUGGAUGAAGAUUGGAUUUGUUUUUAUUUCUUUUAAUAUUAGGACUGUUUUAUAAAAUUGAUGAAUGUUAGAAAAAUGUUGGAAUGAAAUUACUCGGCUUUAGUAAAAAUGUUUAAAGAAUUAUGAAAGAAUAUUAUGGUUAUGAGAAGUUGGUAAGGAUAAGAUUUAAGUUUUAAGUUUCAAGGUUUUUUUUAUAGAAAGAUAAGAUUAAAAUAGUUUAAGGUAAUGUAAUGACAGAAUAUUAUGACAUAUGGAAAGGAUUUGCUGUGAUAAUUAACAACUAGGAUACAAAGAAAGGGAGGAAGAGGAGGUCAAAGAAAGAAGGAAAUGACAGUUGAGGAUUUGAGAAUAAUGGAUUUGUUUUUAAAUGUUUUUAAAUGUUUGUGGUGUAUUUUUGUUUUUUUUUCUGUUUUCUUUCUUAUUUUGAAUUUGUAUUCGUAUUGUUGGAAGUGGUUUGUUUUUCUCUUUUUCCACUUUGUUUUUCUUUUGUAACUUAAAAAAAAAAUUUUUUUUCCAAUAAAUAUCAUUUAAAAAAAAUAAAAGAAAUAAAUAAAUGCCUUAUAGUGGCUCAGGACAGGGAGGACGGGUUUUGCGUUUCUCUACCCCGUGGCUCUUGUGAUGUUGUAUCAACUGCUCUUUGUCGAGGUUUCCAAACUCUGCAAAAACCUGGAAGCAGACUAAGUUGCACAUAGAAUCAUAGAAUCAUAGAGUUGGAAGAGACCACAAGGGCCAUCGAGUCCAACCCCCUGCCAAGCAGGAAACACCAUCAGAGCAUGUCUUGUCGCUCCACUGAUUAACAACCUCUCUCAAGAGACUUGAGCAGAAACCUGCUUCCUUUGCAUAACAUAAAUAGUUACUCAGAGAGCAUAUUUUAGGGCAUCUUAAUGGGGAACUGACAGCUUAUUUUUGGAAUGGAAUGCCAACAGCCCUUAACACUAAGCUGAAGAGACAUAUCCUCUUGGGGAAGGGCCAUAGUUCAGCGGUAGAAUAUCUGUGUUGCUUGCAGAAUGUCCCAGCGUCUGCAGCUAAGACUCUCUGCUUGACGAAGACCUGGAGAGAGAGAUGGCUGGUCCAUGUGAUUCAUACUGGACUAGAUGUGCUUCUUAUGUUUACUGCUCCCCGCCAAGUCUAUAUGACUUGGGACGAAAACACCUUAGCGUUCCAACUCUAUGUUUGAGGGGGAAGUAUCAUACAAAACAGCUCUUGUGUUGUCAGGUUUUACAUCCCUCUCACUUGUUUAUCUACAGGACUUCGAGGAGCCAUGGCAUUUGCUCUAGCCAUACGAGACACCGCAACUUAUUCUCAUCAGAUGAUGUUCUCCACCACACUCCUCAUUGUCUUCUUCACUGUUUGGAUCAUUGGCGGAGGGACAACGCCCAUGCUCUCAUGGCUAAAUAUAAGGUGCCCAUGUUGAAUCUAAACUGUACCUUUUUCAGCGUCACGUUCACAUUUUUUAAAUAACAAGGAAAUAACGCGAACUGCUUGAUACGUACAAAAUCAGUGUCAUAUGCAUUCGAUGUUUGGCUUUGCAUCAUAGGAGAAUAACUGCUUAUAACAGCAAAAUCUUGCUGUUCAUUCAGGGGUUGAGCAUUUUGCUUGCUUCUUAAUACCUAGUCAUGUUUGAGGUCUGUGUGGGGUUUUUGCAGGGUUAGGUUACCAAGAUCGUGGUAGCUCACAAUAAGUGGCCACAGUUAAAUAGCAGAACCCUAUCCUCUGUUAUAACUUGUGGGAUGCUGGUGCCUAUCAAAUAACAUGAGAAGCUCAUAUAUCCUACAAGGGGUGUGGGGCAUUUAAGAACCUUCCUCUGCAAUCAGUAGAGCAACACAUUUAUUUCCUGUUUGCCUGGCACAGUUCAGAUACGUUUCUGUAAGGCGAUACAUACAAGCAGAACAUUUGUGCAAGGGGCGGGGACUGUUUUACUCUUCUAUUGCAAGUUAAUUAUUUAUAGGCUUUGUACUUUCCCAACAUACAGCUUCUGGCGUGGGAGCAAUAUGUAGUCAGAUGCUGGGGAAUUGGCAAAUUUGCUUGUAGUUUGUAGUGUACUUCUUGUGAUCUUGUUUGAUCUUAAUUUGUCAUCUAGUAAUUUCCCAUUUUCAUAAGUUUCCAAUGAGGUCAAUAGGGGUUGUGGAAGCCCAUUGACAAGAAGAGGACUCUGGUUCUGUACUGUGCUAAAUGGCUUUUCAUAACAAGAAGAGUUUGGAUUUGAUAUCCCGCUUUAUCACUACCCGAAGGAGUCUCAAAGCGGCUAACAUUCUCCUUUCCCUUCCUCCCCCACAACAAACACUCUGUGAGGUGAGUGGGGCUGAGAGACUUCAGAGAAGUGUGACUAGCCCAAGGUCACUCAGCAGCUGCAUGUGGAGGAGUGGGGACGCGAACCCGGUUCACCAGAUUACGAGUCUACUGCUCUUAACCACUACACCACACUGGCUCUCCUACAAGCCUACUGCUAUCUAAAUAGAACUGUUUGGUUUUCUGUAUUCUUGCCAGUGUAUCAUAAACAAAGAUGUUGCAAAAGUGCCAUUUCCUUCCCUCACCCCUUUGCCUAACCCAGCAAUGUUUUUGAAUGUUUCCUGGCUCUCUCUUACAAGUUCACCAUUAGUUAUGCACCAGGUUGUGUCCAAACAUCCAUCUGGAUGGGAAGCAAAAAACAAAACAAAACACUUAGUGGAAAAAAUGGCUUAGCUUUGCAGUUACAGAUAUGGAUGUGUCUGUCCAUGCUGUAGGAAACUGGAAUGUGAGCUCUUCCUUGAGUGUGCUAGGUAGGCUUUCUUGACAUUGACUGGUUUACCAGGUCUGACACUUAUUUGUUGCUGUAUUUGCUCUUAGCACGCUGAACAGGAAAUAUUUAAGUCAGGAUUGAUCGCUGUGCUGAAUUGAAGGAGUGAGAGGCUGGGCCACUGAUUUCAAACUUAAUAUUGGUACCCUUCCUGGAAACAAGUGUCACACUCCUUUUGUUUGUGCCACAGGCAUGGGAAUGUACUUCAAAAUUGGACGAGCAUUCUGGAACUCAAUAUACAGUUCAGUGUAACAUAUCUUCCUUUUGAUUAGGUCUGCUAACCUCAGUGUGCUAAAUUUGACCUUAGAGCUGCAGAAAAAAUAAUUGCAAGCCCCCAUCUGCAUUAUCAUACCACUUUUAAACAGCCAUGCUUUCCUGCAAAGUGCAGAUGAGGCUGCAUGAGAUGAAACCUUCAGUCCAGGAGAUGGCAGUCAUGUGCAACAUUAAAAUACCAUGCGAAAGAGAGUUGCCUGUUCAUCGAGAUCCUGCUGCAGAAAAUGUCUCUCUGUACAUUGCAAGAGAGUGGGAUAGUGGCUGAUAGCUGAGGAUUAGACGCUCAGGACUCUGCACAGUAGGAAUUGGAAGGUUGGUCUUGACUUCGCAUGCCUGGCAGUUUGCUGCAGAGGUACACAACCUGUAGCCCUUUAGAUGCUGUUGGACUAAACUCUUAUCAUCCCUGACCAUUGGGUGUGUUGGCUGAGACUGAUGGGAGUUGGACAGCAACAUUAUUUGGAGAUGUGCAGGUUCCCCAACGCUGGGGUACUGUAAUGUUUGCUGGAAGAAUUAUGUCUGGCUGAAGGUGCAGUGUCUGUUUCAAACUAUCGCUAGCAAGAACAAAUGUGGAAACUACAGAUAGCACUUCCAUGAGACAUAGUGCCAAUGCACUGCUACAGUCCUACCCACACUUAGCAGUUUGAACUCUGGGGGACUUAGAAUGGCAAAGUUGGAAAGGACCAGGAAAGUCAUCUAGUCCAAACCCCCUGGAAGCUUUUGCCCAACAUGGGGCUCAAACCCACGACCCUGAGAUUAAGAAUCUCAUGCUCUACUGACUGAACUAUCCCAGCUUCUAAAUAAAUGCAUGACAUCAAGCGGCUAUUGUGACAUGGCUAUCUGUAACGAGGUUAUAACUGUCUGUUGUGACCCACUAGUCUGUAUGCAGUGAGUGCAGUUACAUUUUAAGUAAUGCCUGAAUAGGAGAGCUUAAAAUCCGGUUGUCUUCAAAACCUUUUGCAGUUCACCCAUCUUCAGAGAGAAGGGGCUUGAGCCAGGAAACCAAAAAACCACUGGCAGCGUUUUCUUCUGCAGAAAACAGCUGACUAAGCUAGUUUUCCUGUUAGUUCUCAGAAGAAAUUAAACUAAACUGCAGCUAAAUUCUGGUGUUCAUUAUGACCUAACGAAAAUGAACUUUCGUUUUUAAAACGAUUGCUUUUGGAAACAAGCAGUUGCCUUAAACAUCUAUUACAUGUUUGGUCUUUUUAGAGGGUGGGGGGACAUAUUGGGGUAUGGAAACGAAAUGGAUACAUUUGAAGUGUCUGUAAUUUCCUCCAUUUUCGAUGUUUACACUGUGAAUUCCAUUGCUUAUGUAGUCAAAACAGCACCACACAUACACACAUGGAGGGUGUAUCAGUAAUGUUGAGGAAACUCCAAGGUUUGCAGAAGUACAGUUUUUUUAAAGAGAAAAAAAAAAUCCCAUAGAGGCUGGGGAACUCCAAAAACAGCCCAAUGAGUAGCGCAUGAGACCCUUAAUCUCAGGAGCCCCACAUAGGGCAAAAGACUUCUGCCUUGCAGGGGUUGGACUACAGUUCUGUGAUUCUCUAUGAAUAUGCUCAUUGGCCAUGGGCACUGUUUCUCUGAAGGCCGCUGGAGACUGGAGCGCUGAGCCCUUGGAGGGGGAAGCUGGCAAGUUGUUCUAAACCAAGUUUUGCCUUGGUUCAUUUUGCUGUUUUGAGGCAAUUGCACAUGCCAAGCUUCUGCUUGUGCAGCUAACUGAAUCCAAGUCCCAUGAACACAAGGAUUUCAGUCUCUCUUCUGCAUUUUUGUGUGAGCCAAAUAGUUCCCUUCACGUAUAAGAGGUCAGGGGAGCUGCAGCACGAUAUACAAUUAGGACACUUUGGGGUCAAGGAAUGUGAUAGAAGGGCAGUUGCACCCUUUCUUGUCUUUGCUGAUGACACUGCUAUACUCUCGAGUCCUUAUUAGUUAUCAUUUACUAAGAAACUCCUCUUGUGUUUGAGUAUACACCAUCAUUUGAAACUAUAUGACCUGGCUGCCACAGUCUGUCUGUGCCAUAACAGUCACAUCUAAAUCUAGUCCAUCCAUAAUGUGCAUGGGGAUCCUAGCAUGUAAGAAGAUCUAGUUCUGCUAGAUCAGAAUCUAGUUCUGCUUAUCAGAACAUUCUUAGAAUCUUCAGCCAUCUAGCUGAGCUUUCUUCCGCAGGAAGCGUCAGUUUCUGAAUGUGUCAGUUUAGCCAGCAGGAAGGUUAGGGCAUAUGCCUGUAUAGAUAUAUAUUGGGUUUUCUUUGUGGUUUGUUUUUCCCCACCUUGUUUUGCCACUAAGCUAUGGUCACGUGGCAGUACUGAGCAGGAACGGGGAAGUUAAACUGGAAAAUCAGAGUUGGGGUUUACAAGCACGGGAAGGGAGUAGAAACCUAAGAAAGAGGACCUUGAGGGGAGUGGGAGAGACAAAAUGGGGACGGGGAGAAGCAAAGGGCAUUUGGGAGAACGCGCAGGAGUCAAGAAAGGAGAUUGCAACCAGGGAAAAAGGAGGGGGGUGGAAGGAGAAGCCUGUGUUCCACAUAAAUUGGCAGAGAAGCACUGAGGGAAGAGUCAGGAGGGAAGGAGUUACAAGCAGAGGGCUUGAGUGAAGAGGAACCUAAGAAGACUGUAGAUCAGGCACAGGCAAACUCCAGCCCUCCAGGUGUUUGGGACUACAAUUCCCAUCAUCCCUAGCUAACAGGACCAGUGGUCAGGGAUGAUGGGAAUUGUAGCCCUAAACAUCUGGAGGGCCGGAGUUUGCCUAUGCCUGCUGUAGAAUAUAGGAAUUGCAGCCAUAGGCGUCUGGUUUGCUGCAUUGUCCUUACUUUCUGGCUUUCCUUUUAAGUGUAUAACAGUUGUUUUUGUUUUUUUUAUGUUUGUGUUUGCAAAUGUGCUGAGGCCCUAGGGAGGGGCUUGUUUGAGUGGCAACGAGAGAGAGAGAGAGAGAGAGAGCGCGCGCAUAUUUGUUGUUGCACCCUGGAGUGUUGCCUGCUGCGUAUGCCUAAAACAUUUAUUAUUUCCGCAAGAAUGAUGGAAUUGGUAUUACACUAGCAUUUCCCUUCUGAUUUUAUUGAGGUGUUUUGUUUUUUAACAUUUUAGUAUUAUGGUUGGGUGGGUGUGUGUGUGUGUGUGCAUAAAGCUGCCCUAAGAAACUUUUUGGGAGGGGUGGGGUGGAAGGCAGGGUAAAAAUCUAUAAUUAAAUAAAUUCCGUUCUUGUGCUGUACUAGAGUUGGCGAACAUGUUCCAUCGGUGGAAGAGAUGAAUGAAAGCCGCUGGCUGUACUUCAGGUGACAAAUAAUAGUUCCAUUGGUAAUGAGCUUUACCUGACGCUUGGCUUUCUUCAUCUUUCUAACCUAAGGUGUAUGCACUCUCUGUCUGCUGUUGCAUGUCUUGCCUCUUAAUGCUGCAGGAUUCCUGGAUUUUCUGCAAACCUUGCUUCAUGUGGGUUGAAAGAAUGCAGUAGCUGUUAUCUACAGUCUCUUAACCUAUAAGUUAAAAGGAGUGCAAAGAUUUAGAAUGUAAACAUGCAUUCUAGGGAAGUCUUGCAAUUCAGAUAGAAAUCGUGGCGCGUACUUUGGCUAAAUUAGAACUUUCUGAAUUAAUACCUGAGCUUUUGCUGUGCUGUUCUUGUGAAGCACCAAGAAUUUUAUGCUUCAUUAUAGCGUAUUAAAGCAAGCCAGUCUGAUCUGGAAAAUUGACAUUUGUUUCUUAAGCACAGUGUACACAAAAGAUGCCCAUAAUGGUUGACUACCUAGUAACUGUCCUAAUAACAUCCUUCCGGAACAUCAAUUCUAAGCAAACGCAAAUAUUUGCAUUAAGAGAUUUUUUUUGUAUGAACAUUAUACUGGGGUGCAACCAGCUUUUGUUUUUUUACUUAAAAUUGAACACAAAAGGCUAUUAUUAUUAUUAUUAUUACUAUUAUUAUUACUACUAUUAUUAUUACUACUACUACUACAAUAUAAAAACACAACAAUACAUAACAUGGUACCAAACAAAAACAAUACCCCCCUACAGUUUAAAAGGCCAUAGGUUGUUUAAUUAGCCAAGGCCAGGGAGAAGAGGAAUGUUUUUGCAUGGUGCCUAAAGAUAUGUAACAAAGGUGCCAGAUGAGCCUCUGUGGGGAAAGCAUUCCACGAAUGGGGAGCCACCACAGACAAGGCCUGUUCUCAUGUUGCUACCCUCUGGACCUCUCUUGGAGGAGGCACGUGAAGAAGGGCCUCAGAUGAUGACUGCAGGGUCUGGGUCAGUUCAUAUGAGGAGAGGCAGUCCUUGAAGGUAUUGCAACCCUGAGUCAUUACGCACUGAGGAGUCGGUGCAUAAGAUUGUACUGUAAAGGUUUUUGGAAGAUCUAGUUAGGGUGGUAUUUAGCUGGUAUGUGAUGCAAUACCCACUUCCAUUUUCAAAGGACAAACAUAGGGAGGGAAUUGUUAUUUAAAUUUGCGUUUAAUUAAGGACUUCCAGGCACCUAAAAGUAAAAGGGUUGGUUGCAGCGUUCCCCUUCCAUGAAUGGAGGAUCGCCUUCUUUUUGUGGAAGGUGGAGGUUCCUGCUGUAAGAACAAGAUAAAGUGAUUUUUACUAAUCCCUGCUUUUCCUCUGCUGUUCUGAAGAUUUCCUCAACCUUCCGAAGCAGAUUUUUGUGAGCGGAAGGUCAUCCGAAAAGGGGUUAGAUAGGUUUUGCUUGGGAAGCAGUUCUAGAGUUUAGAAGCUGCCACACCAAGAAGCACCUUGAUUUGGCGUCCACCAAGUACAGUGGUGCCUCGCAAGACGAAAAGAAUCCGUUCCGCGAGUCUCUUCGUCUUGCGGGUUUUUUCGUCUUGCGAAGCAAGCCCAUUAGAGGUUUAGCGGCUUAGCUACAGUAUUAGCGGCUUAGCCGGCUUAAAGAUCAGCUGAUAAGCGGCUUAGCAUCAGCUGUUAAGCGGCUUAAAGAUCAGCUGAUAAGCGGCUUAGCAUCAGCUGUUAAGCGGUUUAGCGGCUUGGGAAAAAGGGGGGGGAAAGGAAAAAACCCCCGCAGGAACUCGCAAGACAUUUUCGUCUUGCGAAGCAAGCACAUAGGAAAUUCGUUUUGCGAAGCACCUCCAAAACGGAAAACCCUUUCGUCUAGCGGGUUUUCCGUCUUGUGAGGCAUUCGUCUUGCGGGGCACCACUGUAUGCGUCAAGCUUUGGUGGGACAGGAAGAGGAGUUUCUCUCGAACACCUGAAAACCUGGACAGGCUGAUGUGGGGAGAUGACCAUAUUUAUAACCAAGUAGACCAUUCCCAAGUCUUGAAGGGCUUUGUAGUUCCUUAUCAGUACUUUGAGUUAUCCCCAGAAACAGACUGGUAACUGGCGAAGCUGUUGUAACAAGGUAGUUGUGUGCUUCCAAGAAAUAGCAGUUGCGUAAUGGAAAGGGAUAUGAAAGUAAGUUGAGAAGAUACUUUUUCAGGCAACGAAAGAAUUGUGGGAAGUGGGGGGAGGGGAAUUGGAGAGGUGACCAUGUGCAAAAGUGAGGGCUUCUUCCCCCUUUUCUUUUUGGAAAUACAAACUGUUGUUUGAAGGGAUUUUACUCUAUUGGGUACACUAAGAAAAGCAUCAACACGUGGAGCUUGCCAUAGUGAUUUUAGAAAGUGCAUACCCUUGCCUCUUUCCCCCAAAUGCUGUAUGGGAGCAAACAGUCCUCUAUGGACCAGUACUGACAGUACUUAAGAAAACGAAAGUGAAGACUACCAUCUUCAGUUGGGACUUGGCAGGGGGUGAAGCUGUUCUUGCUUGACUCACUGGCAAUUGCCCAGCGAAGCUCAAGAACUGCUGUGCCAAAGGGUUAACCUCUUUGUAUUCUAUAUAUAAAAAAAACUACUCUCUUUUGGUCCUGCCACUUGAGAACGUUCAGCUGGAGAAAUCAAGAACUGUAACUGUCCUAUUCUGUCCUUCUGGGACAUGUGGUUGAUUGAACAUUAUCCAGCAGGGGAACUGACACCUUAUUUGCCCUAUACUUGGAUUUGCUGUGUUCUGCUUAGUCACUGAUGGCUUUGUCUUUCCAUGCUUUAAAAACGUGUGCUGUUUUGAAAAACAACUUCCUCGUGGUCUGCUCUCUUGUAACCUUCUGGGAACUGAUCUCUUCUUGGGUUUCUAAGCAACGGGAUCUUAACUCUCUGCUUCUGCCCUGCGGCUCCUUUCACCCAAAGUAUCUGAACCUUCAAAACUGUCACAAACCAGCUGUUUUGGGGCUACAAUUCCCAUCAUCCCUGACCACUUGCCCUGCUAGCUAGGGAUGAUGGGAGUUGUAGUCCACAAACAGCUGGAGACCCAAGUUUGGGAAACCCUGAUUUUAUACCAAUGUCCCAUUGUCUCACCGGCCAAAAAAAAGGAGGCAGAUGAAGCUUAAGUACAUCUUGUUGAAACUAAGCAGAUCUGGGUCUACCUGGGAGAUAGAAAGAUAUAUAGAUAUAGAUAUGGUUUUAUGUCAGAAGAAACAUGUGAUAUAAAUAUAAGAAAAUAAAUAUGUCGUGAACCCAUCAUAACAUAACAGAGGAAUUGUAAUCUACCUAUUACAUCAUAUAAGGAAAACAAGCUGAUGUGAUGCUCCAAGCUACUGGACAUGACAAUCAGCAUUCUCUCUCUCUCCAAAAUAAUAUGCUACUGCACCUUUAUAAAGUGAUUCCUUGCCCAGAGUUUUUAAAUCUGGCAGCAGUGUUCAACUUGCAGUAGUUGGUGUGAUGGGGCUUAUCCUGACAGUGGCUGCAUAGAAUCCUGUAGAUUACAAUAAUCUUUCUGAAACUUCUUGUACCAUAAAGUGUUCAGCCACCCUUUUACAAUGGCGCCAAGCCCAGUUUAAAGGGCAUUUCAAGUUCACUUAAGCACAACAGUAUUCUGCAUCCUCCCCUUGAUGUUGUUUUGUUUUGUUCUUUGGCAGAGUUGGAGUUGAUCCAGAUCAAGACCCGCCACCCACUAACGACAGCUUUCAAGUCCUUCAAGGAGUGAGUAGCUACCUUUCUCCAUAGGUUAAUGAGAUGCUGGAAUCGUACUUCGACAAAUCAUGAGUGCUAAUUGCAUGCAAGAGGCCAAAGUCCAUAAGGUCUCUUAUUACUUUCUUUUAUCACAUGAAAAUCAGAGCAAAAGUUGCAAUUACUGGAAACCUGAGCUCAUUCAAAUCAGUUUCUUCUUGGUUACUAAAGGGUCAUAGCAAAUGCCUAUAUAGAAGAGAUUCAAAAGUAGCAAAAAGGAUGCAGAGUCUUUGGGGUUUUUCUACUGCUAGGAUUUGGGACAACACUGGGGGAUAUUUAAGAAAAUGAAACAAUGCUCAGGUCAAUUAGGGGCAAGCCCAGACCAAAUGGGGAAGUAUGGCAUUCAGAUUUAGGCAAAUUGGACUAAAGGAUUCCUCUCUGUAACAAUUUUGGUGCUUUUGUCCAUUCCAUCAUUCUAUUCGUCAUCACAAUAUUGCAUUCAAAAUAUGCUCAGUAAUCUUUUUGCUAAUUUGAUAGUUAAAAUGCAAUGCAAUUUCCUCCUGGAGCACCAUGAUUCCAGGCCCAAGGUAGAUAACAAAUAUCACAUCUCUAGGUACAGUGGUGCCUCGCAAGACGAAAUUAAUUCGUUCCGCAAGUCUCUUCGUCUUGCGAGUUUUUCGUCUUGCGAUGCACGGUUUCCCAUAGGAAUGCAUUGAAAAUCAAUUAAUGCGUUCCUAGGAAACCGCUUCAGACCAGGUCCGGGGACAGUCUGUCCCCGGACCUCUUCUGAAGGCUGGGGGGCAAGGGCUUUUCUUCCCACCCCAGCAUUUUAAAAACUCCGGGACAGCGGAGGACUUCUCCGCUGUCCGGGCGAUCUUAAAAUGCUGGCGGGCGGCAUUUUAAAAUCACCCCGGGACAGCGGAGGACUUCUCCGCUGUCCGGGGCAAUUUAAAAGCCCCUGGGAAGGCAGGCAGGGGGGACAAAGACUUUCGCCCCCCGCCAGCCUUCAGAAGAGGUCCUGGACCUCUUCUGAAGGCGGGCGGGGGCGAAGUCUUGCUCCCCCGCCUUCAAAAGCCCUCCGGGACAGGCAGGCAGGGGGAGCAAAGACUUUCGCCCCCGCCCGCCUUCAGAAGGUCUUCCCUCCCCCCGCCCGGCUCGGAGCACCGUCCCGAAGCCGGGCGGCGGCGGAGGUCUUCCCUCCCCCGCCCGGCCUCGGAGCACCGUCCCGAGCCGGGCGGCGGCGGCAGGUGUUCCCUCCCCCGCCCGGCUCGGAGCACCGUUCCGGCCGGGCGGCGGGGAGGUCUUCCCUCCCCGCCCGGCCUCGGGAGCACCGCUCCGAAGCCGGGCGGCGGCGGCAGGUGUUCCCUCCCCCGCCCGGCUCGGAGCACCGCUCCGAGCCGGGCGGCGGCGGCAGGUGUUCCCUCCCCGCCCGGCUCGGAGCACCGUCCGGGCCGGGCGGCGGCGGCAGGUGUUCCCUCCCCCGCCCGGCUUCGGAGGAGCCUUCCGAGCCCGGCGGCGGCGGGAGGAGGUGUCCCCGCCCCGCCGCCAGGCUUCGGAGGAGGUCCGAGGACAGUGGGGAAGACGCGCUGCGCUUCCCGCUGUCCCUGAGAUUUCCCUAUGGGCUGUCGUCUUGCGAAGCAAGCCCAUAGGGAAAUUCGUUUUGCGAAGCGCCUCCAAAACGGAAAACCCUUUCGUCUAGCGGGUUUUCCGUCUUGCGAGGCGUUCGUCUUGCGGGGUACCACUGUACAUAUGUUACAAUGCAGGUUGGCAUAUAACAUGUGAUCGGGGACAUGUGUAGGCUUGGUAACAUAGCAUGAAGGGGAGCAUAAGGGACAGAGCUAAUGCCCAGUAGAGAAACGUCCUAUAUCUGUUCCUCCUUUGCGUAGGUCCAUAUGGCCCAUGGUCACCAUCUCUUCCAUUUUCCAUGCCAAACAAAAGUGAAGACUACCAUCUUCACUUGGGGGCGAAGGUGUUCUUGCUUGACUCACUGGCAAUUGCUCAGUGAAGCUCAAGUACUGCUGUGCCAAAGGGUUCACCUCUUUGUAUUUCUAUAUAUAAAACUGGUUGUCUUCUUGACAGGAGGGUCCAGAUGCCGAAAGAAGGAACCGGACAAAACAGGAAAGUGUUUGGAUCUUCAGGCUGUGGUACAGCUUUGACCACAAGUAUCCUUUUCGAGCUGUUAGAAAGCGCUUCAAACAAGAGGUAGCCACUGGCUCUUUAUAGCUGGUCUCUAGGAUGAGAGUGGGCAGCUAGGAUGAGAGUGCUCCAGCGGGAGCAAUGGGCAAAUAGCUCAGUUGGUUAGAGUGUGGCGCUGAGUUGGGACUAGAUGACCCACAGGGUCCCUUCCAACGCAAUGAUUCCAUGAAAUGAAGGCACCAUUUAACUCACAAAUGGCCUAACCAGCAAUAGGAAACUCCAAGAAAUGGAGGGAGGAGGGAAGUUGCCAGAGCCCAGCAUCAAUAAAAAGAUUACUUCCCAGAAGGCCGGUCAGCCAGGAAGAAUUUGGGUAACCAGAAGAGCCAGGUGGCUUUCCUGAUCCCAACCUUUUUACCCUUUACCUCUCUCCCUAACCUUCCCCAGUCACACAAUCAUCUUCACAUGCGGAACGAAAUCUGGAAAUAGCCUUCCUCUGAUGGCUUCAUGAAGCCAGUGUCGCAACACAGAGCAUGACACAUCGUCUCGUUCUUCAGGGCAUAUGAAGAGUGAGGUUAAUGCUAGCCAAUGCCAGAAACAGACUAGCGUUGCACAACACAGCGUCCUGAUCUGCGUGUUGCAACAGUGGCGAGGAAAAGCUGUUGCCCAGGUGCCAUGUCCAGCAUUUUCUGCCUCUAAGCCCCCUGAUCAGGCAGCUUUGAAAUAAUGGCAUGCGACACGGGGACAAAUAGAAGAAGAUACCUUCACCCCGGUAUGGCUUCCCUUUAUCACAUACACAGCCCAACAAGACAAUGACAAGAAUCCACCAACAGCAUACGAAUCAAUAUGGCUAACCUAAUUCAAAAACACCCACCCACCCCACUCACACACAAAAACAAAGUCUACCACAGCCAAUCACAAACAAGCAACCACACCCAUGGCCAACGCCAAUGUCUCUCACCACCAAAGGAACACAAGUGAAUAGCAAAGAGAACCCACACAAAUGACACUGACACAAAACCCCACACAUACAUUAAGCAGAUUAGAAACAUCGCCUCCCCACCCCACCCCCACUCACAUGCCCCCCUCCACCUCUCCCCCCCCUUUUCUUCCUAAUGUAACCCUAAUAUCUCAACAAAUGAAACUGACCUAUGGAAAAUGUAACUUGAAAAAAGAGACAUUGCACAUACCUUUGUAAACCAAGAAAACUUUAAUUAAAAAAAACUUGUUUACAAAAGCAAUUAAAAAAAAGAAUAUAGCCGUGAUGAAUCGGGGUAGAAGUAUUUUUUUUAAAAUCGUUUUUACUAAGGCGUGUUUCUUUUCCUUAACAAUGCAUUAAAAGUUACCUCAAGCCCAUUCUCACACACAGUGGCCCUCCGCUCGUUACGACUCUUCCAAGUUGGUGCGGCUUGAUAGCGCGUUGCUUAACGACUCCCCAGGUUUAUGAGGUCAGUGUGUUUUCCCCAUUUGGUUAACAAAAGUGUUUUCUUUAGCUAGAGUAAAAAAAACUUGGGCGCACACUGCAGGGCUCUGAAAUGCAAUAGAAGCAACACAUAUUCUGAUACAUUCCAAUAAAUGCUAUAUGAGAUGUUGCUUUUGGUAUAUUUAUGACUGAAGGAACACCUGAGUGCAGUAGGUUUUUAGAGGAUAUCAGAACAUGGAUUUCCAUUCUUUUGGGUAGAUAUGGAAAUCAUUCAGAAUGCUGACGUCAUAAGACUGGCUGGAUGAAGAGGAGUGGUGGGAGGCAGCCCCAAGGGAGGAAGGCUCAGACCUAGGGGACUGGUGGUGGGACAAAUGGUCAGAGGGAGAAGGAGCAGACAGGAAGGUGGGGAAGUAACGGGAACAGGAGAGGCGACAGGGUUUAGUGAGCGGGAAGAGGCUGGAGAGGAGGGGGGUCAAGAGGCUGUGGAAGAGAACAGGGAGUCUCCCCCUCCUGUAGCAACCAGCUCCCCACUCCCCCAGAACAUGGAGAGAAAUGAUGAGGGCAGAGGAAUGAGAGGAAGAAGGCAAAGCCUUAGGCUCCUGGGGAAGGAGUGUUAGAAAGCCUUUGGUCCUUACAACUGCUUCAUUGGGGCAAGAUCUCCUGGAAAGUGUUUCUGAGACGUGAGCUGUGAUUUGCUCCCUUGAAUAAAGAGUCAACUGCACAGGCCUCAGUUGCUUUAUUGUUUUAUUGCUGACCUGUACCUGACUCCAGCCCUGACAGUUGGGUCCUCUGUGGCACCACCUUAUUAAGAAUGGACCAUUUUCAGCAGAUGCUCUGUGCUAUUUGCACAGUGACACGAGAGAAACUUUGGAAUAAGCGACUCUGUUAACUCUUUAGGAGUUCCGCAACAUCCCUGUGUUGGAGGUCUUGCUGUUUUUAAGGUCCUCAAUUGGAUUUGAGAGACAAUCGGUAUAAAUAUUUGCGAUUGGGAUUCAGUCAUGUAGCAUACCCAUGGCUAUGUGUUUGGCUUUUAAAAAGAGACUUAACUGGUGAGCUGUUCUAGGCGAGGUUCAAAGUUUGCUGAGAACUCAAGAGUUGGGGAAGGAGACUACUUGCUCUGUGAAGGGCAAGUGAGGCAGAUUCUUCCCCUCCCACCCGUCCUCUGGUAUGUUUCGGUGGGUGGGAGGCAGCCGGGAUUUGAAGGCACUUGAAAGCGAUGAGAAUCUUUCUUGCUGCCUUGGAAAGCCUUCAAGGCAUGGCGAACUCCUUUGUAACUGUGCUUUUGAAAGCUUUCCCAAGCAGCAAGGUGGAUUCUGAUCACCUGCAGAUCUGAAUGCAAAGCGAGAGGCUUGGGGGAGAGGAGGAGAUAGCAGCCAAAAAUUGCUGGCUACCAAGGCCAGCCAAAAUCUGUGGUCUCGUGCUGAGGUUUGUUUGUGUACAUGCACAAAACUAACAGGAAGCUGGGGGAAACUCUGCAAGAGCUUUAAAUUGCACAGGUAGUAUUUAGCUUGGACUGCGUUCCACAGACUGGGAACUGAGUUGCAUGAGUCGAUUUCAUUAGUCCCGAAAAUGGCACAGGUUUCAAUCCUUCGUUAGCUGCGGGGUUCCUGUAAUAUUGACUUGCACUGCAGCCCCUGCUUUUCUUCUUUAAUGAGGAAGAUUAAGUACUUAAAAAAUUACAUUGAAGUGUCAGUUCUGCUAAAACACUUCUCUUUCACUGAGGGCUUACCCUGAGGAGUUAACAUAUGAAAAUAUAAAGGAAAAUGUCCAUGUGGCUACUGUAGCAUACCCAGUUUCAGGAAUGCCUCCAUCCUGGGGGUGGGUGGGUAUAUUUAAAUAUAUAUUUAACAGGAUGAGUAAAAGUUGAACCCAAACACAUUCUUGCAGAUAGCAUAUCUUAAACUCACUUGAGAAGUAAGGAAUUGAGAGGCCGUUUUAGGGUUAUUUUUGGAAGAUUUUCAAGUCCCCAGGGAUCCAUGUUUUGGCCUCUUUCAAAAGAAUGUUUCAGAUUACUUGAGCUCCAUCUGAAGUAUUCGCUUGUCCCUUCCGCCUCAAGACAGCAUAAUCCUGAGCAACGCUGUCAGUUAUGGUGUAUUGGUGAUAGCUGGGGGGGUGUUUUUUGUAAGUGGUAUUUGUGUCCCACUUGGCUGCAGUUUUAUAGCUUGCUCUAGGAUAAACCAAACUUAGCAAAGGGAAUGUUUGGUGAAGAACAUGGGAUGAGGUAAAGUCCUGUUUAUUGCAAAGUACUCCUGGUGGGGAGGAACCAUGUGUUCAUAGAGUUUUGGAGUUGGAAAGGGACCCUGAGGAUCAUCUAGUCUAGUCCAGGAAAAUGCAACUGCCCCAUCAGCAGAAGGACUAGGACUUCUCUUUGUGCAGCGGCACUUCCUCCCCCCCUCUCCUCCCCCCCCAAAAAUAAUUGGCUCUUGGGGGCAGUCAGAAGAACCCCUGGCAACAGCAUUCAGGGGGAGGAAUGUUUUAUCUGGCAAGCCAAAAUGUGUGAAAGUCUCCCCAAAUCUCUCUUCGGGAAAGGAAAUAAUUGUUAAGGAAACUACUUAUCUCCUAACUUGCCUCCUUUUUUCACCUGGAACUGCAUUGGCGCCGCUAGUCUGCAAGCUACCUUUGCAAAUGGUUCCCCCUUCCCUUUGCUCCAUACACCAUUAGAUCCCUUUCAUCUCACUAUCAGAAACUCCAGCGUGGGCACUAGAAACAAUUUCAUUUAAACUGGAUAGAAUGGAAAAGCCCUGAGGUGUGGAAGGAGGCUGGAGCUGCCGACGUGUUUGUCACUGUUGACAAAGAGCUCUGGCUUCAGCUGCUUUUAAACUGGGCUUUGCUAGCUAUUAAGAGCAUGGUGUUGAUAACGCCAAGGCUGCAGGUUUGAUCCCUGUAUGGGAUAGCUGCGUAUUCCUGCAUUAUAGGGGGUUGGACUAGAUGAUCCUUAGGGUCCCUUCCAACUCUACAAUUCAGCAAAGCUGGAUGUACUCUGCAUUAUCAGAUUGUUGAUAAGUUGUCAGACUCUGCAUACCAGUGGCAGGCAUGAGAGUAAAGGAUAAAUGGGCAGUCUAUAGCUUUCUGGCUGACACAUGUGACCCCUCUCCCCCCAAUAUCUUUGCAUUAAAACCGCUUCUUUCUAGAGCUAUUGAAUGUGAAGAUACUUCUAAAAGAAUGCAGCUGAUUGCUUAUAACUGGUGUGUUAGUUGUGCUCAAGAUUUCAGUCACAAUCUUGUUUGUCUUAAAUCCGCAGCAUUUUUGGUUUUGCUUUUUAGUAACUUGCACCAACUUACACUGGGAAAUCUGUGUGGUUUUUCUUCUGCAGAACCAAGAGCAGCUUAGAGAUGAAGACUCUGACUUUAUCCUUAAUGAUAGCGACCUGACGCUGACGUACGGGGACACGACAAUAACUGCUAACGGGUCCUCGGGUUCACAUGCUGCUGUUACCAGCCUUGAUGGCAGGAAGACAAAAAGCAGCUCAGAGGAGGCCCUGGAACGUGAUCUGGGAACAGAAGCGCCUGAGGUGAUGAGCAGAGGCACCCGGCUAGUGUUUCCACUGGAUGCAUGAUGACUGGCUUGGUAAAAAUGCAGCAAUAGACCCCCAACACCCAAAGAUCAAAGAUGCCUGCAGGCCUCGGAGCUGGCAGAGAGGCUUAUCAAACUGAAUUCAUGCCUGUUGUCCAAGUGGUUUUAUUAAGGUCUGAAGAUGCCCUUGCCCCCCCCCCCAUCUCUUCUCUUUAAUUUCUUUCAAGAUGCUGGCAAAUGUCUAGAAGAUACCUGACAAGUGAAAAAGUGGUCAGGUUAUUGUUAAAAAGAAUACUUGAAAUGAAAAGUAGCACGUUUUAAGAGCCUUGUUCUACUGAGCCACACCUCGUGAGAUGAGGCAAUUAAUGGUAAUGGUGGUUUAAACUAAUUGAGAACCACUAAAAGCUUUUCAGCCUGGAAAGCGCAGGAGAUGUUGAGGUCGGUCAUCACUGAGAGAGGGUGCAAUGUUUGACUUAUACUUGAAGAAAUGUAGGUGCAAAGGUGUAUGUUUUAUGUUGUGACCACACCCACAAAUGUUGUUUUAUUUCCUGAGACUUGUUGAAAAACAAAGCUCCGUGACAUUUCAAGGGAUAUUUAAAAAGAAAGAAAAAAAUUAUAAUCGUCCUUGCAAGUAAAGUUUGCUAUUAAAUUAUUCUGUGUCUAAAAGGGGAAAGAAGCAGUCUGUGCGUUUCUCUUAAUCUCUUAUUGAGAAUUUCUGUUAAGAGUCCUCUGGCUGUAUCACAAGCAAAAAGUCCAAUCUGUUCGCCACCUAAUUUUUAAAAUUUAACUCUUAGUUCUAUAAACUCCUAGACUUUACUUGGAGGAAAGCAUCAGUCAACCAGUGGUGACAUUCCUCUAACUAUGAAGACAGUGUUGAAUGAAUGCAAUGCAGCUUAUACAUUAAGAAGUAUUGAUGGAAUCUGUUUUGGGUUCCUGUCCUCCCGGGCCCAUCAACCCCAAACAUUAUGGCCAGUGGUCAGGGGCGAUAGGUGUUGCAAGCUCACAGAUGCUCCAUCCUUGCUGUAUGGUGUCUGGAUUUAAGCUACGAUUCUCUUAACCAAGGAGGAUGAAUGAGCCUGCCAUAAGUGAAAGCUCUUCAUGUGAUGCUUGCAUCAGAACAAAAAGUGUUUCUCUUUCUCUGUUAGAAGUCCAUUCGUUCGUGUGUGUGUGUGUGUGUGUGUGUGUUAGUGGCAUAUUGCACUAUGAACCUGAUCUAUUAAAAACAGUGCAGUGCCUUUUCUGUAAAAAAGAAAAGAAAUCAUGUUGUAAUCUGAAAAGGGAAGACUUUGCUUAAGGCACAGAGAUGCUCGUUUGCAAAUAGAACACAGGCAGUCCUAAUUGUGAAUGAGUGGCACCCAUGACACAAUUAGGUGGUUCCUUGCUGCUUCCCUCAAAAGAAGCUUUGCUGAUAAAAACAGGUUUUAAAAAAAUAAUAAUGUAAUGUUUUGACUCUUAAUGGGUAGGCUGUUUUGUUUUUUAACUGACUACCCUGGUAAUUGAAACAUAAGAAAAAUGCUUAGGAAAAUUAAAAAAAAAAAAAUUCGUUCUUUUCUUCUUACCAUGAGGACAAUUUUUUACUUGCUGUUUUCUUUUAGUCUGCUUGUGAAGCAGAAAUGAAAUUUGAACCCAGUCUAUGUAAUAAAAAGUCUGUAACUCUUCUGCUUCUCUGUUGUGAUUAUGCACACACGUUUGCAGAUAAGAAGGUUGAUCGUCAUGGUGUUUUUAAAGAAAGCUAUUCCGUUUCUAUCAAUGGCACUACCUGUUCAUACAAGAAAUCUGGACUACAGUACAUUCAGGCUUUCAUUUACACCCUGUGAACUAGUGUAGCCUGGUGGGAUGCAUGUUUACUCAAGACAAGUUUUGCUGACUUCAGUGGGGCUCAGAUCCAAGUCAGUGCAUAAAAAACCCCUUUAAAACCAGACGUCAUUUAUCCCUUCUGUGAUGGCAUGUGUCUCUCAUCCUUAGAAGGAUGUGGUCCUUCCCAAACACUCUUUAAAAAAUGAUCCAAUAAUAACACAGUGCUUUUCUCAAAGCAGGUCCAUGAGCCACAAGCUGAAGCAACAGAUGUUCCUACAGAACAAGGGGGAAAGGGUUGGGGUUUUUUUAAUAGCAUUAUUGCGUAAAUAGCACUACUUUGCCCUUAAAACUAGCCUUUCCUUAGUUUCCGUAUCUCAAGUUACUUAACGCUUCAAUCCUAAACGCAAUUAGCUGGUAGCAAGUCUCAUUGGUUACGUCUGAGUAGACAUGCCUAGGAUUUCACUGUAAGUUUAAGUAAGAUAAAGUUGCCCAAGAAAUGCAUUUAAGUGCAGUUACUCUUUUAAGAGCUGAUAUUUGAGGCUGCUAUACCCCUUUUAGUGCAUAGUCUGGCCAUCAUCGCACAUGGAGAAAAAGGUGUGAGAACUUGGUGAUGGGUCUUCAGCAAUUACUGUGUUUGUGGCAGCAGCCCUCUUCCCAGCUGUGAACAGCUGCAGCAACUGCUGUACACUUUAACCACAAUCCUAUGUGGAACUCAUGUGUCAUGGAAAUCAGUGCCCACCUAAACGUGUGCUGAUUUUAAGAUGAGUUAAUACCUUUCAUUUGAAAAAGCAGCUUUGGUUUUGUUUGUUUUUUAACAGUAGAGGUGUGAAACCUGAAGGCCUCCAGUUCAUUUUAUGUAGCCCCCAGUGCUUCUGAAGCUGCGGAUUUUAAGUGCAUGUUUUCUCUUUCCCUGUAGCUUCAGCUGUUUGAUAAAAAAUAAAUUGAAUGGUUUUGC
Podarcis lilfordi (Lilford's wall lizard) is the source of this 54804-nucleotide messenger RNA. NCBI's taxonomy places the organism in Eukaryota, Metazoa, Chordata, Lepidosauria, Squamata, Lacertidae. The record is from the annotation of a GenBank genome assembly.